AUGGCGCUGUCUGUGAUGCAUUGGGAGAAAGGUGAAAUGUACAAGACAACCCGUAAGUUGUUAAGGUUUCUGUUGCCACCCCAGGGGAGUGGGAAUGGCUUCGGAGGAAUGGCAAGGUUGGGUGGAUUGCUGCUUUACACCGCUAUGUGUUUACUUUGUGGCUGGGCAGGUACAAUCAGAUUUCUUCAGAAGCCUGUUUAUGGUCUGUAUUUCCUGUUCUGCCAUGCAUUGGACUGAGAAAACCAUAGGUCUGACACAGCAUAAACAAAGUCCCAUUCUUUUGCAAACAUUCUGAAAUCUCUGAAGCAAAACCAAAGAGUGUUGUUACUCAUAAUCUCUUCUGGUAUAUGGUGCGUUCCAAAAUUGUAGUGUCGACUAGUUAACUGAUUUUUCUUUUCUUGCUUGUAAAGAUUUUCUUUUUCACUUUAUAAUAUGUGUAAAAUGGAGAACAAUUAUAACAACAGAUGAAAAACAAAACAGGCAUGCAGAAUGAGUGCGGUUGUGCAUGGGUUAAAACAACAAAGUCCAAGUAAAGACUAUUAAUGUUAUCAGAUCAUCAGGUAUAGUUCCAGAUUUGCUAGGCUAGCGAUGAGGGUUAUCUUGAAAAUGAUGGUUCCACUGUAUAUUUCAUAAAAGAAUGCCGAAUCAUAUAAAAAGAUUCAGGAAGUUGUAGUCGAAAUAUAAAAUUAUGAGUAGUUUCUUGGGAAGGAGGAGGGUUUGGCUUUCAUCUCAUUUAUUAAAUUCCUUUCAUACUUGUUCUAUUUCUUUGGAGCCGUGGGAGUUGGAAAACUUCCUCAAUGUGUCAGCGUAUAUUAUUGAACUUCCUGUUUGUGCAGGAAGUCAAAGGAACAGUGCUCUGGUACUAUGAAGGUGGCCAAGAUUGGCCUCGCCUUGAUCAAGAGACAGAAUGUUUGCAAUGAUAGCGUGGAAUGUUUUGCUGUCCUUGGGUGUGACUCUUCUGCCUCUUCUCCCUUUCAACUUGAGCCAAGUCUCACUCGUGGUCCUUCCACCAUCUUAUCUGCCACUUUCAUAUGGGCGCAAUUUUUGGCUGUCAGACGGGGACAUACCAGACAUGUAAUUCAAAUGGAAUAGAAUUACCUGUGCUCAGAUAUCUGCACUGGUUGCCAAUUUGCUAGGGAGGCAAGUUCAAAGUGUUACUAUUCAUAUGUCAAGACCUUAGCAACUUGGGACCAGAUUACCUGCAAGGUUGCCUUAUUCCAUAUAUGCCCACUAGACCCCUUUGAUCUGUGCAACUGGCCCUGUUAUAGGUGCUGCAGAACCCCUUCUGCAUUUGUAAGAAAUCAAUCUUUUAGUGUGGCAGCAUCUACACUCUGAAACUUCCUGUCUUAUUGGCAUGAGACACCUUCACUGUACUCUUUUCGGUGCCUGCUAAAAACAUUUUUGUUUUAACCAGAAUCUUUCUUACUAGGAAUUAUAGGUGAAGAAAUACCAAAGGAGCAGAAAAGACUUUUUAUGUAUGCAACGGCAGCUGCGAGAAUGCUUCUCUACUCCCAGAGAUGGAAGGAAGACAGUGUUCCAACCAGGGAGGAACGGACAAUUAAAAUGAUGGAAUAUGCUAAAAUGGCACAAAUGACAGGGGAAAUCAGAAAUCAAGAAGAUAAGAAAUUUAAUAAGGAGUGGAAAAAAUACAUAGACUAUCUUGAAGAACACUGUAAACAUUUAAACUCGUUAGCAGGGUUGACUUAACACUUGUAAUGGAAGAAUUUGAAGGUUAAAAUUUGGACACAUACAAAACAUAGAUCAAUGUUAUAAGAUGCAGUAUAAAAAAGAUUUAUAAUGGAAACCAGGAGGGAGUGGAGGGAGGUCUGAGAGUUCAGGGAAUCCUUAUAUGUAUAAAAUUGAUUGUUUUUUUGAAAGGAAAAGAUAUUUGUAAAAACUGAUUUUUUCUGUUAAAAAACAUUUUUGUUGAAUGGAGAUGUAUGUUUUAAUCUGUUUUUAGCUUACUGCUGAUUGAAUGUUUCAAGAGCUGUUUUAUAGCUUUUACUGAGAACUCUGUUGAGAAUUCUAUUCUCUUUGUAAACCACGUUGAGAUGUUGUUUUACAGUCAAGUGAUGUAUACAUUUUAUGAAGCAAGCAAGCAAGCAAACAAACAAACUGCAUAUAACACCUGAAGCAUUUGGGGGGAAGUAGCUUAGGAGGAUACAAAAAUGAAAAAUAAAUUAUUGGAGGAUGGGGGAGUGCCAUACAGAUGUUCCCUAAAUGUACUCAGAAUAAGAACAGGAUCAACACAGGGUGGUUGUGUGCCCUGCUUUCUAGAUGACAGUGUCCUUUUUGAAGUGCUGUCUGGUUCAAGUCCAGUUUGUAGAUAAAGAAGCAUCAGGAGGGAGAGCAGGAGGGGGCCUUGCUGCUGCCCAUCAACAGAUAACACCUGCAUAGCAGACAAAUGGAUCACCUGGUUAUAGUCUUCCUCACUCUGGCACUGUAUGUCUAUUUAAAUAAUAGCACUUAUCUAAGUUUGCAUGUAUACAUAUAAAACAGGAAAUCUAAUGCAAAGUUCCAGUAUGAAAAUUUUAUGCACACUGGUAACCCUUUUUGUGGCCUGCCCCCGCCCCUUAGCAAUAUAUUAAAUAAGCAUUUUAAUAGUAGCUUUGAAGAGUGAGUUCAGUUAGCAUGCACAAUAAACAUAGUGCAUGCAAAUAUAAUUUCCAUUAACAGAGCUGAUGGCGUCUAGUAAUGCGGGGUGUGGCUGGUGACAUAUGCGGGACGGGGGGACGGGACAGGAGCAGUAUAUGGCCAAGUUUCUCUUUCUCACCUGAAAUAAUGUUGCAAGAAAUCAAUGAUAAGAUUGUCAGUGCCAUUGCAGCAACAAAAUGUGCUCUUGAGAUCUUGUACCUGCCAACUUCUACUUCUUUAAUAUGCUUUAGUAUUACUGUUUGCUGUACGGCCUACAGCUAUAUUCUCACAAAAGCAAGGAACUGGAUAUAAAACACUCCAGUCCGGAAACUACACAGAAAAAGGAGUAGGAAGAGUUUGGAUUUGAUAUCUCGCCUUUCACUCCCCUUCAGGACUCUCAAAGCGGCUAACAUUCUCCUUUCCCUUCCUCCCCCACAACAAACACUCUGUGAGGUGAGUGGGGCUGAGAGACUUCAAAGAAGUGUAACUGGCCCAAGAUCACCCAGCAGCUGCAUGUGGAGGAGCGGACACGCGAACCCGGUUCCCCAGAUUACAAGACUAUCGCUCUUAAACACUGCACCACACUGGUAGGGUUCGUAGGGACACUAUAGUUCUUGCAAACCUGCUGUGAUGGCUUAAAGUCUAACCCUCCAGCACUGCAAACAUUAACCACGUCAAGUAUAAAGAAGUCCAGAUCUUGCAGUCAGAGAACAAAUAAUACAUAGCCGGAAUAAAUGAAAUAAUCCAUUAAAACCUUUUUAAAACUCUUAUCUAUCUGUCGAUCUUACAGGUGAACAACCAACCAACCAACCAGAACAGUAACACAGUAACACUUAUGCCUUUCAGAAUGUUGGAAUAAUAUUGGAUAUUAUUCUCCAGAGAUACGUAUGUCAUCAGUCAUGGGGAUAGACUUUUGUUAUCGAAAGCCACUUUUCCAAAGAUUUCUUGUGUUUGAGGUGGUGUCAGGUGUUGUCCUUUCUUCAUGGUUCUUAAUUUGUAGGUCAAUUUUCCACGAAUAAUAUGUGAAUUCAUGAUGGUAAGAAUACUCCUCCAGGGUCAGUCCAAAGGUCCAACUAAUCCAGUUCCCUGUAUUCACAUAGUAACCAGCCAGUUCUAUGGGAACCCCAUAUGCAAAGCUGGAGAACAAUAGCUUUCUCUUGCUGUUCCCCAGCAACAGAUCCUCACAUGUAUGAGGCUCUGGAUUCUGGAGGUGGUUUAUAACCAUCAUAGCUACAACCAAUUAAUAGCGUAAUAUUUGUGUUGUAGCUGAACGGAAAAAAUGAGGCUCGGGGAAAUUAAACAAUGCAUCAACUCAUUUGAAAGGAGACAUAAUGAUUAACCAGGGUUUAAGAAUCACAGUGUGUCCAGCUUUGGGGGAGUCCCCUGACAUUUCAGAAUACAGUGUUUGAUGGUCACAGAAUAUGAACCCAAACACAUAAGCAAGGGGCAGAGUGCAACUGUAAAAUGAUCGUGAUUCACAAAAUUUAUUAUUUAUACCCUGCCCAUCUGGCUGGGUUUCCCCAGCCACUCUGGGCGGCUCACAGCAUAUAUCAGAACAUACUGAAACAUCAUACAUUAAAAAACUUCCUAAAUACAGAGCUGCCUUCAGAUGUCUUCUAAAAGUCAGAUAGUUUCUUAUUUCCUUGACUUCUUUAAGGGAGGGUGCUACACAGGGAGAGCACCACUACAGAGAAGGCCCUCAAGGUGUAACCUUAAAGCUUACAAGCUAAAUAGAUACAAGACAAACAUUUAUCUUUAUCACUCUCUUAUCUGCAUGUACAUGUAACACUAUUGACUUACAUAAACACCUGGUUUAUGGCAGACAAUCCUGACCAUCCCUCAUAAAAAGAGGCAAAGGUCCAUCUGCUCCACCAUCCUGUUUUUCACAGGGGUUAACCAAGUGCUUCCAGAAAGCCCACAAGCAGAUGAAAAUAGCAAGAGCCAUCCCCUGCUUUUCAGCUAGCAAAGAAGAACACUACCUUGGAACCAGAACGUUAAUACCCACUGACAGGCUUCUCUCCAUAGUCUUCUCUAAUGCCACCUUAUCACCUUCAAAAUUGAUGGUCAUCACCACAUUAUGUGGCAGUGAGUCAGGUAAGUUAAUUAUAACCUGUUCGAGGAAAUAGCCCACAGUUCUGCAAACAGAAUGGCUGCAUUUGGGCACAGUGCUAAAUGAUGGUUUUGCAUUAUGUGAAUUAGCAUUAGGCUCAUCAGCCCCCCUCUGGCACAGCCCCCAAGAGAUCAGAAACCACAUUCUGCUGCCUUCCAACUUCCCUGCCUCAGCUAGUAUCAGACAUUGAAAACCCUGAGAAUGGUGAUCUCUGUGGAGUUUAAGAUAUCCCAAAUAUCUGAAGAUGCGCCUUCUCUCUUGCCAACCUGUCAAGGUAUUUAAAUUGGCAGGGGAGGCCCUACUUGCAAUACCCCAAUUCCCACCUAGUGAAUUUUUGGGGGGUGGUAGCAUGUGAGGGAGCUUUCUCUGGGGGACCCCUAGACUGUGGAAUGCCAUACAAUGGUACCUUGGGUUAAGAACUUAAUUCGUUCUGGGGGUCUGUUCUUAACCUGAAACUGUUCUUAACCCGCAGCACCACUUUAGCUAAUGGGGCCUCCCGCUGCUGCUGCUGCGCCGCCGGAGCACGAUUUCUGUUCUCAUCCUGAAGCAAAGUUCUUAACCCGAAGUAAUAUUUCCGGGUUAGCAGAGUCUGUAACCUAAAGCGUAUGUAACCUGAAGUGUAUGUAACCCGAGGUACCACUGUAUGUAUAUAUAUAUAUAUAUAUAUAUAUACAGUGGUGCCCCGCAAGACGAAUGCCUCGCAAGACGGAAAAACCGCUAGACGAAAGGGUUUUCCGUUUUGAAGUUGCUUCGCAGGACGAAUUCCCCUAUGGGCUUGCUUCGCAAGACGAAAAUACCUUACGAGUCUUGAGGGUUUUUUUUCGCUUUCCCCCCCCUUUAUCUAAUCUGCUAAGCCUUUAAUAGCCUUUAAUAGCCUUUUAGCAGCUAAUCCCCUAAGCCUUUAAGCCUUUAAUAGCCGCUAAACCGCUAAUAGCGCUAAUCCGUCAAUGGGCUUGCUUCGCAAGACGAAAAAACCGCUAGACGAAGACUCUCACGGAACGGAUUAAUUUCGUCUUGCGAGGCACCACUGUAUAUAUAUAUAUAUAUAUAUAUAUAUAUAUACACACACACACACACACACAAGUAAAGACACACAUCUUUUCCCAGGCCUUCACAGGAGAUUGGAACAAAUAAAAUAAAAGGUAGCUACCUCCUGCAGAAUGUUUAACUGGUCUGUUCUAACUGUGGUUUUCGUUAUUUUUAUGUUUUAUGCUGUUAUGCAUUUUACUUAUGUUCCCCACUUUGGCAUCAUGCAGUGAAGGGUGGAUUAUAACUGUGAUUAAUAAGCAAGCCUUGACUAGCGGAGCUCAGGACUUUGUUGCCAUUGUGGGGCUGUUCCAAUAUGUGAUUGGACUAACACAUGUAGGUGUGAAACAUGUAUUAUCAACAAUGGGAUACGACAAGUCAGGACUACUUCAUUCAUGGCAUUUUGUACUGGGGCAUAGCAAAAAAGCAUGGCCUGUGAAAGUCAUGCAAUCAUUUCUUCCUCCAACCUCUUUGGAAGUUCUUGUGUACUGUAGUUUUUGAACACGUGUUAUGUACGGUAUGUAUUUUUCUGUGCUGAGAUUCUUCCUUUAAAAUAAAUGAUAAUAUGUUUAUAAUUAAAUUAGCAUGAGAAAAGUAACAUAUUAUCCAGCAGCAGGACAAAAACAGUAGCCAGGUAAAGGAAGCUCUGCCUUUGUGUGCCGUAGUGAUGGGCAUUUUGCUGAGUACACCGAAGAGUAAAUUAUGGUUUUCAUGAGAAACAGAACAGUUGAUCAAAGGUCAAGCUUCGCUGGGGGGGGGAGGGGGAGAGAGCAUAAAUAAGCAAAUUAGGUGGCAUAAGCCAUCACCCUCUGCUGGAAUUUCAGUUUGUUUCAGUUCAGUACACACUAAACAAUGAUUGCAGCAUGGAAGGUUUCUCUUCCCCAGCAUUGAGUGGCAUCAAGUGGCUGAAUCCAGUUCUGCUAUUUCGCAAGCAGAGAGACAGGGAUAGUUCAGGUGCAAUGUCAAGUGGUAUGAUUCUCUGUGCAUGAAACUGGCUGGACUCUCAUCUUCCUCGCCAUGCUGCAAUUCCUUUUCUCCUUCACGGUGUGAGGCAAAACACAGGUGACUGUUUCAUCUGAAUUGGCUAACUAUGGCUUGUGCUUUUCCCUGGAAACCAGUAUUAGAAACCAGGAUCAAUACCUGGUUUGCAGGCAAAUGCAACCAUAACUUGCUGGUUUGGUUGAAGAAAAGGAGGAAGGGAAUCAACAUGCACAAGGGAAGAUAUAAUGUGUAAGUUCUAGGGUCCAGUUGGGUUCCUGUGCAUAAUACGAAACAAUAGUUUGGAGAUACUUUUAGAUCAAAUCAUCAGAUUCCAGAUCUGAAAACGCAGAUUUGGGUGACCAGAAUAAAUUGUGUAAAGUCAUAUUUAUUCUCAAAAAUCACGGUUUUCAAAUACUUUGGAAACUUUUUUAAAGUAAGCUGGUUAUGUAUGAAAAAAAGAGGAAAUAAUAGAAGGAACAUUUUGAUAAAAUGGCCAGUGAAGUGAAGGGGAAUCUCCCCCCCUCUCCCCCCAGCUCCCCAUACCUGCUUUAUUCAAACCUCUGCUAGCGUUUUAUCUUAAGCCCCCCUUCCCUGACUUCAGGUGAAUCCAAGACUGUGAUACAGCACUGUAAAUCCUCCAAUGUGGGCUGCACAUUGAAAACCUUACAUUUUUAUGUAUAUAGAAAGGUCGUAUGCAAAAUUAUUUGUAUCUUGGCUUUUCUACCAAAUGAAGCUCAAGGUGGCAAACAACUAUAAUGCAAAUACAAUAAAAUAUAAGAAAAUAGGAUAAAACAGGAAGAAAAUACAUUUUAAAAAACCAAAAACACUCCCCCAAGGUAGCUAAAAGAGCAAUAAAAACUACAAAACCAAUUAUGACAUAUUUAUAAGUCAGCUUAUGACUUAUAUUUGCCUUCUUGUGGAGGUUUAUCAGAGAAGGAUCUAGCCAGGUCUUCUUUGGCAAGGAGUUCCACAGAACAGGGGCAGCCACUGAGAAGGCCCUCCCUCAAGUUCCUGCCCAAUGUUCUUCAAAUGUUGGCAGCUCAGAGAAAAGGGCCUCUCCCUUAAAAUUAGACAGGCUCAUAGGGGAGAAUGUGCUCUUUCAGAUAAUGCAGUCCCAAAUCAUGUAGGGUAAAUCACAGAAUUGAACACUGGAAAUGCUAGCCAUGACUGAUGGGAAUUGAACCCAAAACAUGUUGAAGGCUAGGUACCUAUAUUCAGGCAGCACUGGUGCCUAGCCAAUCAGCAGUGUUGACAUUAGGCUGACUUGCUUUAUUUGCCUUGGGGAACAAUUUCUCUUGCUUCCAGUUCCAAUAAGGUAAAAUCAGGGAACUAGAAGGCAGACUUUCAGGCUGAAGUGGUAGUGUUAUAUAAAAGAGAAUACACAAUAUAUCAAAAUCUUGGAAAUAGGAUGUGUCACAUUUCUGACAAUCACAUUUAAUCUGCCCAUUAUGAUUAAAGCUAUGAGCAAUCUUAUUUAAUCUGCUCGCUAUGAGAAGCAUUGCAGUUAUUUGCAGGGUGUUGGACAGGGGUCAGCAAACUUUUUCAGCAGGGGGCCAGUCCACUGUCCCUCAGACCUUGUGGGGGGCUGGACUAUAUUUUUUUGGGGGGGGGGAUGAACAAAUUCCUGUGCCCCACAAAUAACCCAGAGAUGCAUUUUAAAUAAAAGGACACAUUCUACUCAUGUAAAAACACGCUGAUUCCCGGACUGUUCGCAGGCCGGAUUAAGAAGGUGAUUGGGCCGGAUCCAGCCCCCAGGCCUUAGUUUGUCUACCCAUGAACUAGAUGGUCCUCAGGGUCGCUUCCAACACUACGGUUCUAUGAUUCUGAGAGUGGAAACAGGUUUGAUCCUAAACUGAAAGUAAAGGUAAUACUAGCCUGCAACUCCUCGUUAUAAUGGCAAAGUACAGUGAAACAUAGAUCUAUGAUGCAGCCAAAAAUAAUUCAUGGAAAAGUACACACUUAAGAUUUCUCUCAGAUACUGAUGUGUCACUCAAGUUCCUCUUAUUUGGAGUUUCGAGACUAUUUUUCAAAGUGUGUUGACACAAACCUAGCAAAACUAGUGCAGAUUCUCUGGUAAAUAUGUCAUCUUGUAAUGUAAUACCAGUGUUUCAUGAUGCACAGGACAGCAUUCUGCGGUUUUGCUUUGAAUUGCACAAGCCAAGAGUAAAAGGCAGCAUGUCCAAAGUGUCUUUUCUUUACCUUGGGGAAAGGGGUGAUUCUUUCUGCAAUGGUUCAGCUCCUGAGUUGAAGGUAUGAUAAUAUAUAGCUCAUGGAUUCUAAUCUUGGCUUUUCGGUCGACCCAACAUGCAUUGAUCAUAAGUUUUCUGUAGGUGUUGAAUGGCCUUUACAUGACGAAAAUCAUAGUGGGAAACAAACAUAUUGGAGUUUCAACUAAUGGGGGCUUUGUGGGCAGGGAGACUUUUGUUUCGCAUGCCCUUUACAGAAAAUACAAAGUUAACUUGUGUCAGAAAUGUAGACAUCUUUCCUUUUUUUAUGGGUAGUGGUGGCCCUCAGAAACAUUAAAUCAUUGUAGCAGCUUACAACUUAUUAGCUCCCACCCAGUGAAGUAAAUACUGUAAUAAUUUUCCUGCAGGAUUACUCUCACACAUUGUCACAGUCACAGGACAGAAACCUCCCCCUCAGCAUAUCAACUGAGGUUGGAAUUAUCACCCCUCCCCGCUUAUCAAAUCAUUGAUCUGAUGACUGGAGAGGGGGCAAUUUGCAUCCCUAAAGCACUCUGUGCCCGCUUUAUUUAUUUAUUAAUCUUCGUGGAUGCCACCACUGCCAAACUGGUAAAAUCUUGGGGAAUAAAAAAGAAAAAGAAAAGGCUUAUGGGAGGGGCUGAACCAGACCCUCAGUUUGGGUGUUUUCUAAGAAUAUCAGAUUGCUUUACCACAAGCCCACUUUUGAGAAUGCAGGAAGGAAGGAAGGAAAGAAGGAAAGACCUCUGGUUCUGUCAGAAGAGCUUCUGCAAGAACAGGGCAAAUAAUGCUUUUUGGCAAACAGUACAGUAAACUUAAGUUAUGCAGGCAAUAGUGGACUCUCAUACGCUGCCCUCCCCAUCAACUAAAACGAAAGAAGUACUUAACUGACUGACCAAUCAUGUUGGUAGUGCACCCCCCAACAAAAAUCCUGGCUAUGUGCCUAAGGGACUCCUGUGCUUGACAGAAAUUAGGAGUGCCAUCUUCAUCACCCUGUUUGUCUUUCAGACAGGUUUGUCCUAGGUUUUAAUUCAGAUGGCGCACCAUUUACAUGUAACUCAAAAGAUGGCGACUGAAUUGCCAGUCUCACGCUACAUUCAUGGCACAGGUCCCCCCCCCCCAUUUCAAGAAAUCUUUACACUUUCAGUGCAAGCUUCCACAUAUUCAUGCAGAAAUAAGACAGUGUCCAGUGGGGCUUAUUUCCUAGUAAGUUUGUACAGCAUCGCCGCCUCAGACAGCCUUUACCUGAGAGUAAGUCCUAUGGAAAAGAACUUCUAAGUAUAUUUGACUGUGCUGUUUACCUCCCAUUCUGUUCUCCCUCAGAGAGAGGUCAAACAGAGAGGGAAGCUGGAGUUUGGACUCCGGUGUAAAAAAAAAAGAGAGAAAUGUUUCGCUUCCAGUCUAGAAUCCACUUCUUCCCAAUGUGCUGGUUUCCCCCUUUCCCAGAAGCCAAACAGGAGAUGGAAACUCUGGGCUAUCCUCACAACAACAGCAGCAGCAGCAGCAGCAGCUCCUCCUGCCUUGUGGGAAGCACCCCAUGCAGAAAACACGUGUGAAAGAGCUGCAAGCAAACAGGCAAACCACAUUACCAACACAGGAAAGAGGGCCUUAGGUGUUCACUCCCAAGCAGAAACACUGAAAUUAAUGAAAGAACGUGCUGCCUUAGGUGCAUUAAAUGUCAAGAGGUCUGCUAAGAGCAAAAACAAAACACCACCCAUCAGGGGUGCCAACCUGAAUAAAAUGGGGGAGGCGGGUAAGCCCUACUCUGCAUAAUCAAUCACAUGAGGCGAUGCACGGACACUAUUUGAAUGGCAAAGCCAGCAACUUUGGGGGCGGACGCCUCAAAUAUUUCACUGGGGUAGGGGUGGGCGAAGGGACCUCGGCCCCUAGGAGUCCACUUCCUCUUUAAGCGAAUGUGUCCUCCCGGCCCAAAGCGCCCUAACCUUUUAACCUUCGAAUAAAGUCACCAGGCUGGCGCAGGAGGUUUCCCUUCCUGGGAGUCUUCAAGGUGGGGAGGCUCAGCCCGGCUCACCCAGGCCUGCAAGGCCCCCCUCCAAUACUCAGCAAUAUUGGGGGCUGGCUUGUGGCAGGCGAAAGCCUUCCGAGACCUCGCUCGGGCGGCGUCCCCUAGCGCAGCGGACUCGUCCAGCUGCCCCGUCUCCUCGCCUGCCUCUGAACUUUUCCUUGUGCGCGGAGGAGGGGCCGGGCUCGCCCCGCGACCUGGAGGGCUUCCCUCUCCUCGAGUGGGCAGGCCGUUGGCGGCGGCUGCAGCGGGCGGAGCCUCCUUCUCCUCCUGCCGCGGACUCCCUCGCCUUCUCGGACUUCUUGCUCGCAGCCGAGGCGCGGCGCAGCGCCGUCUUAGCGCCAGGCUCUGUCCGUCCGUCCGUCUCUCUCCUCCCUCUCUCCGCCACGGCCUCCUGCCCAGAUGAGGCUCCGUCCCUUAGCGCUGAAGACCCGCCGGAGCGACGGGAGGGCCGAAGAGUGAGGCAGCAAGGAGCCGCCGCCGGGAAGCACAGGCUGCUGGGAGCCCAAGGCGGGAAAGCCCCGGCGCUGCAGCGCAAGCGGCUCCAGUCACGCUGGAGGUUAGCGAAAGAGCAGCAGCGCGCCGGGCGCGGUAAGGAGAAGCGAACGUCUGUGGAGAGGAGGGGCCGCCUGACGGUGCUGCAAAGAUCUCCAGCUGCCUGGCUGUUAGGACGCUGGCGCCUUCCCCACCCAGAUCUGAGGGAGGACUUGCCUCUUGGGCCAGCGGAGAGGGAAGGGGCCGGCCUGGGCGAGUUGAACGAGGUCGCUUGCGAGGCGACCCUUCUCUCUGCGCUUCAGUCUAUUGCAGAAAUGGGGGCGGGUGGGAUGCGACGCUUUGUGCGGAAGGAUUGCGGGUACCAAGGCUGACACUCCGCGCAAAUCCCUAGGCUCACGUGAAGCGGGUUAUUUCUUUCCCACCUGGAUGUAGCUGGGGGGGGGGGGGAUCUCUGCGUACGAAGGCAAAGGGAAAGCGGGUAGGUCCUGCAAGCCUUGAACAGCCUUCCCACCUCAGGCUUGGAGCGAGGCAGCGCGUGGCUGCGCGAGGCGCGGCGGGUUUCGAGAGGAGCUUGGCGAAUCGGUUUCAAACUUUGUAGGACGCGAGAGAAAAGUGCCCCCCCCCGGCAUCCGCGCAGGUUUCGGGGUCCUGCCUUUGUCUCUCCCCGACCUCCCCCUUCCCAAUGUGGCGUGAAGUUUGGGAGCGAGGCAGACGGAGAGAGCGCUUUCUUCCUUUCAAACUUCCCCUCGCGUCGGCGAGAGACGCAGCCCGCGCUUUCCUGGGGAGGAAUCCUGUAGUGAUCACAGAUCUCGGGGCUUCUCUCCUCGUGCUUUUUUCAAAGCCGGAGGGGAAACCUUUCCCGCUUUCCAUGCCUCCCUGUCCCUCCUGCCUCCCGUGCUUCCAGGAAAAAAGGGGAAAAGUUUAAGGCCUCGGAGUGAAACGAGAUCUGCUGAGAGAGGCGUGACUUCCUGCCUCUCGGUGCUGUUAGCAAGCAGCCGAAAAGGGCCGACGUGGUAGAGAGCGGCUGCAGCAGCAUCGCUCCUUGAAAAGGUUAAAUGCAGACAGGCAGUGGUGGCCCAGUCUUCCCUUCCCUCCCUCCCUAGCCCGCCCCCUCAAUCGUUGUGGCUUAUAAUUUUCUCUGUCUCACUUUUCUUCCUACGCUCUUAAAAACAUUUAUUCGGUUUUGGUCCUGGUGAGGUGAGUCUGCGCAAACAGUUUAAAGAGAUGUCUGGGCCCUUUGAUUUUUUCCGCGGUGAAAGUUAGGCAAGUUUAAACAAGAACAGCCUUCACCUCUUGUGACUUUUCCCCCAAGGACCUUGCGCCUAUUAUGUGUUGGUUUUACAGCUUGCAGCUGAAAGGUUUAACAAAACCAUUCCCAGUCUCCACAAACAUUUGUCUUUCCACAAAUCCAGACUUCCCGAAAGCUGAAAUUCUGAAUUUUAUUAAGGUCAAGACUUUGGCCCUAGUGAUGUUAAUUGCCUUUAUGUUUUACAACCAAUAUCAAUCAUAAAUAUACUUGGAUGAUAUCCAACUAAUAUAUACACAAGACUAGAUCCACUGAAAUCAUCAGGCUUAAAUCCACUAAACAUUACACAUCAUCCGUAUGUACUCAUCUCUGGUCCAUUUGCUUGAAAGCUAAAUGGAAAUCAUUUUGAAGCUGUAUUCACACAGCAGUUAAUUCCAUUAUCCCAACUGUCCCUUAAAUGCUAAUUUCAGCAUUGUAUUUUAACUUUUAGGUGUCAUAGAAGCCAAUUCUGGAAAUGUAGCAGAAUAUAGCACAAGUUUAGCUCUCAUUUCCGUGUUAUUUCCUUCUAGACUUCAUUUGCAAAUAAUACAGAAAUGGGUGCUAUAUUCUGCUGUGUUUCCGGAAGGGUGGAAGUUCAAAUAGAAUGUGCAAAAAUGACAGUUAGGGGAACAUUGUGAAAAUGGAAUAGACUUGUAUGUAAAUGCAGCCUAGGUAAGUGGAUCAGACCAACAUGGAUGAAUUAAAGGUUCUGGAAUCUGGAAUAGCAGAUUCUGUAAGUGCAUGUGUUUAAGAAUCUCUACAGGACAGAGUGAAAUUUGGCCACUGUAAACGGGCAUGAGAGAAAUAGUUAUUUGGUUGUCAAAAUUGUUGCUUACUGUUUCAAGCUGUGGCUUCCCUUUGUUGCUUGCUGCACGGUAAUCAUUAGACCUAUUUAUAGACUGUGUAGUCCACCCCUGAACAUAUUUACUUCCAAGUCCCACUGAUUUUAAUGGGACUUACUACUAAGAAAUGUCUGUCAGAUUGCAAUGCAAACUAGGCAAACUGAACAAAGUUGCUCAAACAUGCUUGCUUUACAUGUUCAUCACAGUUUGCUUCUAAAGACUUUUCUCUCUGGAUGCGUCCCAUUUUUAUUUUAGGUUUUAGUUUUUGCACAUGAAGGAAAUUUAUUGGAAAGGCAACGAAACACGGGCUACAGAACGAUGGAAAAUAUUUUGUUGUCGUUCUAAGGUUGAUUCUGUGGUUCUUGGACCAUUCCUUGGGGAAAUCCCCAGCUAGAGAUCCAUGUCUGUUUUUAGAAAAACUGACAGCCUGUUUUAUUUUUAGGCUAUUGGGGAAGAAACGAGAAGAUAAAGCUGAUUUGAUUAGAAGUCCCAUUUAAAACAGAUGGAUUUGUAAUGUAAUUCUCCAGUGCACUUGAUUUGCUUUUAUAUAAUUUUCCCACAUCCCUUGGAGAUGUGUUACCUCUUAGCAUGCUUAGCCGUGUUUUGGGGUUUGUAAUAUUCCCUUCUCCUCUGCAUAUGAUUUGUUGUCAUUUACUUUUGGAUAUGGGCUUCCUCUUAGAACAGGCAUGUCCAACUUUCAAGAGACUGAGAUCUACUCACACUAUGAAAAAACUGGCAGUGAUCUACCAAGGUUGUUGAACUUUUUUUAUGAAGCAAUCAUUGUUGAGCAGAUUGCAAUCUACCUGUUGGAUAUCACUGUCUUAGAACAUUUCAGCCAGGAUUUUGUAGGGAGAGUGAUUAAGCUGAAGUGCAUCUCUGCAGCAGUGUUGUGCAGAAUGCCUCCUCCUUCCUUUUGAAGAUCUAAAAUUUAAGUGGGGGAGGGGGAAUUAAACGUACAUUUGCAAUUCUAAUCCAUGUUAGAAGAGUAUAAACCAGUGUUACAAACUCAGAUAUAUAAACUAAUCACCAAAUGACAGCUUAAACCUAGUUUACAGACAAUGCAAUGUGUAGGCACCCUUUUCCCAAUGAGAUUUACUGUUGUUAUUAUUCGUAUUUAUUUGAUUUCUAUGCCACUUUAUAUUUUAAAUAAAAAAUCUCAAGGUGGUUUACAACACAUCAAAUAAAACAAAUUCAAGCUUUCCCCUAUUUCUUACUUAAUUUAUAUAGCUUCCCCAUAGGACAUGUGAGAUAACAGGGUUCAAAUCCCCACUCAAGCCAUGAAGCUCACUGGGUGGCCUUGGGCCAGUCACAGCCUCUUAAUCUACCUCACAGGGUCAUUGUACGGAUUAACUGCGGGGAGGGGGAACCAUGUACUCCUUGGAGAAAAAGAUGGGAUAUAAACGCAAUAACUAAGCUCUUCUGCUUACUUUAUUAAGAAAACUGGAGGGGCGAGCCAGAUGGCGAUGUCAGUCAUCAACCUGGCAUUCAGUGAUCUCUACAUGGUUGCAAUUGGACCCACGCUAGUUGCAAAUUCACCUGGUGUCAGGGGAAUUUUGAGCACUGGUAUAAACCCUGUAUUUGGAACUAAUCUGCAAAAAAUUAUCCAUGCCCUCAAACACUAAUUUUAGGUGCUAAGUUAUGAACAGCAACAGGUUAAAAAUAUCCUGUCAAAAUUAAUUUUAUAAAUACACUUUUUAUAAAUAAAGAUUUAUUCUUCCCCUCAAGCCACUUCUGGGAGAAAUGAUUGAAUAUACUUCUGGGGAAAUGAAUAAUUGUUGCAUGUUUUCUAUACAAUUUUAUAUUUAAAAGCUUUUAUUUUAAAAUUUUGGCUUGAGGACAGACCUCAGCCCACAUUUUAGGAACACUGAAGUGCACACAUAGCACUGAGGCUGGACAUACUUUUGCUCAAGAAGUUUUUCAGAAGUACAAGGGAUAAAUAACCAGCUUUCCCACUCCUACUCAAGUUAAUAGUGCUUAACUUGCUUACUGUGACAUCAUGCACUAUGAAUACAUAGCCUUAGGGCAACAUCUGUAACUUUCAUUGAGGGGAAAAUACACUAAACUGAUGUAAAGCUGUUGAUGCUUAUCACAGCUUGAGUAAAAGGCACACCUCCAACUUUUUCAACAUUAUGCGAAGACUAAAUGUUGUCCCAGGCAGAGUUUGGAAUCAAGGCCUGGAAUGCAUUAUCCAGUGGUUAUUCUCAAUUUCCUUGUCAAGCAUUAUGCAGAGCAGCCCUGAAAGCAUACCCUCUAACAUUUCUCCAAUGAAAAUAGGGACGUUCCCUCCCACAUUUCUCCAAUGAAAAUAGGGACAUCCUAUAGUCUUGGUCUGUUCAGGAACAGAAAAGAGCCAAUCUUUGGGGAGUUCAGAGGUGUGGAAAAGAUGGCUUUGAGUGUGCACUAGUCACUCUGAAAAUGCAGGCUUGGGAACAUACCUUAUAUACCAUGCAUACUAGCAUGUGUUCAGAGUGCCUUUUCCCUGUAAUCCACUUAAGCACUGAUCUAGACAUUGAAGGAGUUCCAUGCUCCUUUUCUCUGCAUUUUUUUUAAACCAAAAGGAUCCUACGUAGGCUACAAAUCUUAACUGGAAGAAAAGCAGGAAGGGAGAGGCUACUUAAUUCUUGGUUCCAUGGUUGCUUUGCAUCUCAAAAUCACUCCCCUCCCCAAGCUGCUUGUUUUUAACCUAUGUGGGGGAGCAUCUUUCUCCCUGCAGGGAGGAAAGCAAUUUGGAGAGCAUGGCUUUGAGUUGGUGGCCGGAGAAGAACUUGUUCAGGAAUGGGACUCAAACUUUCUUCAAGAGAGUUUUUGCUUUCCUCUCUACAGCACUUGACCUCACCCUGAAUGAGAGAAUAGUAGCAUGUAGUGGCACAAUUUUACUCCGAAGAGCACUGAUUAGCUCAACAAAGUAACAGUGCAGUGCAGGCUACUGUAACCUGUGCAGGCAGUGGAGUAGUCCAUAUGUAAUCUGGUCUGAGCCAGGAACCUCAUUCCUCCACUACUUAACCUGGUGGGGAGCUCAGUGGUAGAUUGUCCAGUAGAUACUUGUCCAGCAAAAACCCCUGUAUGAGCAACUCCUUGGAACACCAAGAACAGGCAUGGCUGUUAAACUGCUGAGAAAGGUCUCAACCCUUACCUUUUGCCUCUGUCCCCCCUCUGCCAGUUGCCUCCAGCCAUUUCUUCCUUUGAAAUUGCAACUGUCUAAUAAAGUACCCUUGUGAGUUGUAGGAAGUUAUCUGUCCCAUUGCCGCUCAUUGUAAUGUUGGCAGUGCUUUGCAAAUGCCUAAAAAAUUAUUAGCCCACCAACCACAUGAGGUUGCAUGGGCAGAUUGAGUAAUGGCUCUGGUAAGCUGAUAGAUGGUAAGGAAUUGUUGCUUAUUUUGGUCAAGGCUGCAUUGCAGGUGUGUCCAUGUCAACCCAUAACUUAGCAACCAUUUCUUUCUUGUGUCCUUGUAUAACACAAAGUCCUUUUACUGCUGUUAGAUAGCUAUGGGUUUAGAUGUUUUAAUGAUUUAUGGUGUUUGCAUUUUUAUAAUCACAGUAUUAUUUUAUUAUACAAUGAGACGCUGCUCUUGGAUUUAAAAGGCAGGGGCAUAUAAAUCUUCUAAAGCAAACACUGGAAGGCACACAGUCCUAUUUAGAUCUUUAUCAGGAAGCAGAAGGAAGCAGAAAGUUAAAUGUGUGAGCAGAGUAGUGAGUCAAAUACUGAAACGGCUGAAACAGGACAAAAAUAGACAGUAGAAAGUCAGAGGGAGAGGCACACUAAAUGAAACUGUUGUAGAGACAGUAUGAAUAAUAGAAUUGUAGAACUGUAAAGUUGGAAGGGACUCCAAGGGUCAUUUAGUCCAAAUCCCUGCAAUGCAAGAAUCUCAACUAAAGCGUCCAUGACAGAUGGCCUUCCGAUCUCCGCUUAAAAGCCUCCGAGGAAGCAGAGUCCACAACCUCAUGAGGGAGUCUGUUCCACCAUCAAACUGCUCUUACUUUCAGGAAGUUCUUUCUGGUGUUUAGUCAGAAUCUCCUCCUUUCAUGUAACUUGAAUUCAUUGGUGCAGGUCCUACACUUUGGAGCAAGAGAAAACAAGCUUGCUCCACCUUCCAUGUGACAGCCCUUCAGAUAUUUGAAGAUGGCUAUCAUAUAUCCUCUUAGUCUUCUCCAAGCUAAAUAUACCCAGUUACCUCAAACCCUUAUAACAUUUGGUUCCCAGGCCCUUUAUCAUCUUGGUCACCUUCUGAAGGCAGCCCUGUUUAGGGAAGUUUUUAAUGUGUGACAUUUUAAUGUAUUUUUAAUCUUUGUUGGAAGCCGCCUACAGUGGCUGGGGAAACGCAGUCAGAUGGGCGGGGUACAAAUAAUAAAUUAUUAUUAUUCAUCUGCACAAUAUCCUUCUUAAAUUGUGGUGUCCAGAACUGGACACAGUACUUCAGGUAUGGUCUGAGCAAGGCAGAAUAGAGUGGUAUUAUUACUUCCCUUGAUCUAGACACUAUCUAUACGUCUGUUGAUGCAGCCUAGAAUAGCAUGACCUUUUUUUGCUGCUGCAUCACACUGUUGACUCAUAUUAAGCUAGUGGUCUACUAGGAGCCCUAGAUCCACAAAAGCUCAUGGUUGGUUACCUGUAUACUCAGCAUUUGAGAUCCUCCUCCUUGCCCUUCUUAAAAAAGCAAGUUUCCAGACCUUAUGUAUGUAACAAAGAUGCAGGUCACAAGUGUGCACACUAGGCAGUGUCUGUAGUAGUCAGUAGUCAGCCAGGGGCUUGGCUGAAAACUGUAGAGACCUUGUUGAGUAAACAUAUAUAGGAUUUUACUUUUAGUAGAAUUUUCUGCACCCAGGAUCUAAAGCUUUAGUUUCCAACACCCCCACUUUCCUUCACUGAUAUCUAUUAGAAGCAGGAGAAUUAUGCAAGUUCAGACAAUCUAUCCAAGGACAUAGAAUUUGGUUCUUUCGCUUAAUUCUCUUCAUUUCUUCAGCAUACGCAGUCCUGUCCUUAGUGCAAAGGAAAGCUUUGUAUAGUAGACAACCUCUGAUUACAAAGAGCUGUUUGUUCUUUUGGAAAGGAAGUUCAUGUGCUAUACAAGCUGACAUUUAUGGAUUUGUAUCCCCUGCCUGACGUAUAGUGGUAUGGAGAGUUUGGCAUGCUGGCUGAAGCCAAUGAGAGAUUUAAGGAUGUAAUCCUAAGGCAUUAGUGAGUGGGAGCUGAAGGCAGUUAGAUGAGAAAUGAGGGCAGAGGAGUGAACUGUGUCCUUUUGCAGGGUCCCCCCCCCUUCUUAAUCAGUUGCCUCCCACUGGAUCCUAGCUUUCCCUUGGUUCUGCCUUUGCAAGCCUCACUCUUAACCCUACUAGCAUUUAUUUAUUUUAACAAUUUAUAUAUCUUUGAUUUCUCUGAAAGAGAAUAAAAGAGUAGAAGGAACAGAACAAAACAAACAAGUCCUUAAACCUGAUGUACCUUCAAAAUUAGUAAGAACAAAUUCAAAAUUGGGGCUCUCACAUUGGUAGGGUGGGUCCUUAACACUGUGUGUGCAGUGUGGGAAUCAUCACAUUAACUCACCCUUCUCUGAUGUACAUCAAUGGACUGCAAUAGGACUGCAGAACCGGUAAAAAAAAAAGUAUUUUCAGAGCUGAAAAGGUAGCAGAUUUUCAAGCUGCAGACAGUGUUCGAAAUUCCCAUUGUUCUAGGCGCAUUUUGCGACAGGACAUUUCAUAAGCGCAAGCAGUUUUUGACCUAUGGGAGCAGUCCUGCACCUAAGGUUUCUAAUUAAAACUCAGAGUGGAAGGAAAAGAGGACUUUUUUGCUUCCCCACUUCCAGCUACUCUCUGAAGACUGGAGAAGAGACCCUCCUAAGGAUAUUAGGGGGCUGGGCAGGGUAAGGACUAGACCAUGUGAAAGAUGAACAUAAUAUUUUAGCUGCAGUUCAUUCAUUUUCAUCUCUGUAUUCUUGUUUUUAAAAAAUGUGCCUAGACAUUCCGUUGUUGUGCCCAUAACCUAGGUUUAAGGUGCCGUUUAGCUCCUAGCUUUCAUAUCUCAGUCUCUAACACUGGCUGCAGAUCCAGAAACUUUCCUUGUCUUUCAGCACUAAAGGUUAAUCCAGUAAGAAGUAUCUGCUAACCAGUUAGCUCCCCUCACACACAAAUAAUCUUUCUCAGGGGUCAGCAAAGUUUUUGUGGCUUGGGCCAGUUUAUGGUCCCGCAGACGCCUCUGUGGGCCGGAGUGCGUGUGUGCGCAUGCACGUGCAAACGCUAUUUCUGACGCGGAGGAGGUGUGCGCAGUUUCCCAUUGGCUGCAGGAGCUUCCUGCAGCCAAUGGGAAGCCGGCCAGCAUCACGGAAAGUGGUCCCCUCAGUAUUCUGAGAUGCAAUAUUCAAGUAACUUGCAUUUAACUUGUGGACGUUCAGCUUUAUGUGCUUGGCAAUUAUUUUUUCUAUCAAAGGGGUGAGGCAUCUGUGAAAAAAGACUUUAGCAAUUCCACCCAUCAUGGAACCUAAUGCAUUUUGACUAUACAUUAUUUUGGCUUUAUCUGCUAUCCCCAGAAUAUAAUCCCCUUGUACGCUGAGAGUUGCCUGUACAGCCUCAAAGAAGGGCAGUGGGGCAGGCAUCUGCUAACUGUUGGGGAAGCUUACCUCCUGCAGUUUGUGGAGUAAUUGCCUUUUGAUAAGAGGCAAGCAGUUAUGAGAAUGAGGUGUAACAGCAACUAGAAAUGUUUCAUAAAGCUGCUGGUCCAAGAAUUAAUUAUUUGAAGUCUUUCCCAUUAAUAUGCCUUAUGGUACUGGUUCUCAAGUGGUGUGUGGGGACACAUCAGUGGGUUGUGGCAUGACCCAGGGUGGGUCGCAGCAGGAGCACUACCAUCAUGUGAAGAUGUAGUAAAAGAUUGAGAAAUGGGUCUGCCAAUGCAUGUUUGAGUUAAACAUGGGUUUUGGGUCUAAAAAGUUUGAAGAUGCCUUAUGAAGACUGGAAGUGCUUAUACUCUUGAGUCAGGCUUUCUAAGCUGGUCCAUUCAAGUUAAAGAGCAGUAUUGUGGGAGAUAGUUAUUAGCUGUAAACUGGCAUGCCAGUGGUGUGAAGGGGCAGGGUUGUGAGACCUCAUGGAGGAUAAGAAUAUCCAUGUCUACUAACCUAGAUGGCUAUGUUCUACUUCCUGAGUCAGAGGCAAUAGGCUUCAGGAAACCAGCUGCUGGUAAUGGCAUGUGCUGUCGUGCUCAUGUCCUGCUUGCCAGUUUCCCACAGGCAUCUGGUUGGCCACUGUGAGAACAGGAUGCUAAAUUAGAUGGGCUAUUGGCCUGAUUCAGCAAAUUUUUCUUCCAGCAGAGCCUAAUGGAACAGGCCAGUGGCCCAUCUAGUCCAGCAUCCAAUUCUCACAGUGGAUGAUCAGAUGUCUGUGGGAAACUAGCAGGCAGGAUAUGAGCACAAGAGCGCUCUCCUUCCUAUGGUUUCCAGCAACUGGUAUUGAGAAGUAUUGCUACUUCCAGCUGUGGAGGCAGAGCAUAGCUGUUAUGGCUAGCAUGUUCUUAUGAGUCCUUUCUGUACGACAUAGAGAGGUAGGGCUCAUUAUUGAGAUGGAUGAAUGAAUAGAGCCCUUCCUUUCUCUUCCACCUUAUUGUUGACUCACAGUUGUUAGGAAACCUGAUACCUGUGACAUGCUGCUGUUCACUUGCCCCUGUUUAUUUUUCUUUACGGGGCUCUCAUGCUUCCGCAGGACUGCAGGCUUUGAAUUUCCCAAGGCUGCAAGGCUAUGCUGGAAAAUAAAAUGGACUGUGUGACUUAUCUCGUGAUGGUAUUCCAUGUCUUGUGACCUUUUGAUGUUUUCCUUAGCCUUUCAGCUCUCAGAGUCUUACGAUUACAUUGGAAUUUUAGCUUUUAUUUAUUUUUUAAACCAAGCUUUUCCAGAAAAACUAGAUGCUCAGUAGAGAGAGCAUUUCUUAAAAAUAAAAAAGAUACCUUCCUGUGUUACUGAGCUAUAAUCCUAAAGAGGUAAUGCUAGUAGGUUAUAUGCCUGAGCAUGUAAAGUGACACUGUUGAAACUGGUGUCAGCUGGAGAUAUGUUAUAAUUGAAACAUAGACUACAGUGUGCUUAAUUUCAUUGAAAUCAGUGGUCUUAAAAGCAUAUUUAAUUUAGCAUGGCAUGAUAUCCAUUUUAAAGGUGAGACAUUUCUCCCAUUUCUUUAUAGCGCAGGAACCCAUGUUUAUGCAAGCAUAACAUGAAAAUCACUUUCUUCUUGUUAUUUUUUUGUAUUAAAAAUUUUAGAAGCCUUUUAUAAUUGAACUGAACUACAGUUAAGAAGCAGGAUGUGGUUAUAGCUGGUGGAUUUGAGACAAACAUAUGACUAAGCUUAGUUACUUUGUAUAUGGUGCAAAACUUCAGGGUUAUAUAGAUGAAAGGAAGACAUGCUACGUACGAUAUUACCAUAAUGCUGUUAGACAAAUCUAUGGUGUGACCACAAUUAAGAGUACAGUCGUACCUUGGAAGUUGAACGGUAUCAAUUCCAGACGUCCGUUCGACUUCCAAAAUGUUCGGAAACCAAAGCACGGCUUCUGAUUGACUGCAGGAAACUCCUGCAGCCAAUCAGAAGCCGCAGAAGCCCCGUUGGACGUUCGGCUUUCAAAAAUAGUUCACAAACCGGAACAGUCACUUCUGGGUUUGCGGCGUUUGGGAGCCAAAACGUUCAAGAACUAAGCUGUUUCUUAGUUCCAGUCGAACCAAGGUACGACUGUACUUUAUACUGUUGUGGUCGCCUCACCUCAAACAGGAUAUUGUAGAGUUGGAAAAGGUUCAGAAAAGGGCCAAGAAAGUGAUCAAGGGGAUGGAGCGACUUCCCUAUGAGGAAAGGUUGCAGCCUUUGGAACUUUUUAAUUUUGAGAAAAGGCAAACAAGAGGCGGCAUGAUAGAAGAUUAUAAAAUUAUGCAUGGCAUGGAGAAAGUGGAUAGAACUCGGGGACAUCCAGUCAAGCUGGAUGUUGGAAGAUUUAGGGCAGAUAAAAGAAAGCACUGUAUUUUUCGCUCUAUAAGACGCACCUAGGUUUUGGAGGAGGAAAACAAGAAGAAAAAAUAUUCUGAAUCUCAGAAGCCAGAACAACAAGAGGGAUCGCUGCGCAGCAAAAGCAGCAAUCCCUCUUGCUGUUCUGGCUUCUGGGAUAGCUGCGCAGCCUGCAUUCACUUCAUAAGACGCACACACAUUUCCCCUUACUUUUUAGGAGGGAAAAAGUGAGUCUUAUAGAGCAAAAAAUACGGUACUUCUUCCUGCAGUGGAUAGUCAGACUAAGGAACGUGCUCCCCCAGGAGGCAGUGAUGGCAACCAACUUGGAUGGCUUUAAAAGAGAAUCAGAUGAAUUCAUGGAGGAGGAGAAGAAGGCUAUGGAUGGCUACUAGCCAUGGUACUGAUGCUCUGCCUCCUCAUUUGGAGGCAGCAGUGCUUCUGAAUGCUAGCUGCUGGAAACCAUGAGAGGCAAGAGGGCUCUCAAGCUCAUGUUCUGAUCCCUGAUUUCCUGCAGGCAUUUGGUUGGCCACUGUGAGAACAGGAUGCUGGACUAGGUGGACCAUUGACCUGAUCCAACAGACUGUUCUUGUGUUUUUAUGGAAGGUGAUUUGAAGAAAGAAAUACAGGGGUACCUCGGGUUAAGAACUUAAUGUGUUCUGGAGGUCCGUUCUUAACCUGAAACUGUUCUUAAGCUGAAGCACCACUUUAGCAAAUGGGGCCUCCUGCUGCUGCUGCCGCCACACAAUUUCUGUUCUCAUCCUGACACAAAGUUCUUAACCCGAGGUACUAUUUCUGGGUUAGCAGAGUCUGUAACCUGAGGUGUCUGUAACCUGAAGCUUCUGUAACCCGAGGUACCACUGUAGGCACGCUCUAAGUCCACCACUUAAACCAUGCUUGCAUGUUACAGGAGAAAGGCAGAACUUCCAACUGCAGGUAUAGAUUGAGCACAGUGAGAAGCUCUUACUCCCACCCCAGUUCCCAAUCCUAAAGGCUAUGGUACACUGUUGGAUUUCACCCUUGACUUGAACAUUUCAGCUACUUAUCAGGCAGGGUUUUUAAAAAAUGAAUAUUGUACCAGCUCGUAUCAGGGCAAGAACAGAAGGGAAAUUUAAACUAUUCUGGCCUUCUUUCAGUCUUGAUUAAAAUCCAUCCUCUGAAAGCGCUGUUAGCUUGCAGGAACGGAGAAUCACCACACAGAUGCCAAUGGAGGAUCUCCUCCAAUGCCAACUGCACCUUCAAAACAGAAGUUUUCAUCAGGACUUCAGCAGGCUAGGAAGGAUUGCCUGCAGUUAUCUCACACAAGCACACUGGCAAUGCAAGUUGCAUGAAAACAACAACAACAUGUUGCAAGUUAGGUGGAAAAGCACAUUUAACUAAAAAGCACAAUAGUUUAGGUUUGAGUGUUGGGAGUAUGAGAUGUCUGUGUGUAAAGAGAGUGGUAUGUGUUGGAAAGCAAAGUAGGUGCAGAAAGGAUUAAAAAAACAAAAGCUUGUUUCAUGGGUUUCCACUUAAUCGGUCCUUCUUUUUAAAAUUAUUUGUUCUUUAAAUAGUUGUCAAUGUAGCAUGGCUGAAUGUCAUUUACAGUGCAAUCCUACCCAUGUUUGCUCAGAAGGAAGGGUUGUUUAGUUCAAUGUGAUUUGCUACCAGGCCACUGAAUAUAGGAUUGCCUUAGUUUCUUUUAUACUCGUGGAAAUGUAUUUGAUUGCUUCAUGUUAAUCAGCUUUACUUUUCAUGAGAUUCUCAUGUUACAAUUGUGCCACCUCCUUUUUCUCUUCCUUUGUGUGAACGCCAAAGCAAGUGACACUGUCCAUUCUUCCAUACGCUUUAAAGAUUAUCCCUUCUUUCUUAACUGUUAUGCAAACUUUACAUAACCUCCACAAUUUCCCAGUUGAAAACGAGAUGAUGGUGCCUUUAAAAAAACCCCAAAACAUAAACCUGAUUGUCAGAAAUCUCAUAGCACUAGUGUAUAAUAAUAAUAAUAAUAAUAAUAAUAAUAAUAAUAAUACAGUGGUGCCUCGCAAGACGAAAUUAAUUCAUUCCGUGAGUUUUGUCGUCUUGCGAUUUUUUUCGUCUUGUGAAGCACGGUGUCGGGAAAGUUUUGGAAAAGCUUCAAAAAUCACCAAAGUCUUUAAAAACCUCAAAAAAGGCUACCACACUGAGUUCUAUGAGUUGCUCCUUGAAGUCAAGUCGCAACUGUAUUAACGGUGUUAAGAAAAAGGAAACAAACUUGCAAGACGUUUCCGUCUUGCGAAGCAAGCCCAUAGGGAAAAUCGUCUUGCGAAGCAGCUCAAAAAACAAAAAACCCUUUUGUCUAGCGAGUUUUUUGUCUUGCGAGGCAUUCGUCUUGCGAGGUACCACUGUAAUAAAUUUCUUACCAACUGAGAAACAAAUGUAUUUACAUUUUUAGAUGCCACCAAUCUGUGGUUUUUUGCUUCUUUUUCUUUCCAUCACACCCAAACUUGUUCUCACGCACUUUAGAUUUCUCAGAACUUCAAAGUGAUAUGUUAGUCAUUUUCUACAUGCAGUAGCAGAUCAAGAAAAUAUGCCUCGGGAAUAGGCUUCAAUAUUACAGAAUCAAUACAUGCCAAAAACUAGUUCACAUAGAUGGAUUCUGUAGUGCAGUAUUGCUGUUAAGUGAGUUCCUAGGAAGGAACUGCCCCCAUUAUUGUACUUUUGGAGCAAGGAUUGCAUGGCUCAGUUGGUUAGAGCAUGGUGCUGAUAACACGGUUACAGGUUUGAGCCCCACAGCUGCAUUUUCCUGCAUUACGGGGGAUUGGACUAGAUCAGGGGUCAGCAAACUUUUUCAGCAUGGGGCCAGUCCACUGUCCCUCAAACCUUGUGGGGGGCCGGACUAUAUUUUGGAAAAGAAAAAAAUGAACGAAUUCCUAUGCCCCACAAAUAACCCAGAGAUGCAUUUUAAAUAAAAGGACACAUUCUACUCAUGUUAAAACACGCUGAUUCCCAGACCGUCCGUGGGCUGGAUUUAGAAGGCGAUUGGGCUGGAUCCAGCCCCCGGUCCUUAGUUUGCCUCCCCAUGGACUAGAUGGUCCUCAGGGUCCCUUCCAACACUACCAUUCUAUGAUUCUAAGGAUAGUGUGCAAGAAUGAGGUCCAAAAGGGGAACCUGUCAUUUUCCCAGAAACAGAUGGUCUUCAUUCUUGGAAAAGCAAAGGAACCUUUCUCAUCCAAGCAGGCAACAGUUCCUCUUGUCCCAGGAUACAAAGCCUGAGAUGGGGAGCCUGGGGGCAGGAAGAGUUGUUGUAAAGAUAGGAAGCUGUGGGGAAAGGUUAUCUUGGCACAGGAAACAAAAGAUUCAUACAAGCCUGUUGCAAGUUUCCUUUUGAAACAUGUUUCUUUGAAACUGCCUGCAGCUUGCAAGUUGGUCUUUUGUGAGAAUGUAAUGAAGCAUGCAGGGACAAAUAAGCCUCUGAUAAGAUAUGCUUUUGACCACAGACACGUGCCCUUUCAGAGCAACGCAGGGAAUUUUGGAAAGAGCAAAAAUCAGAAUUAUGAAUUGCAGAUUUUUCUCAGUGUUUCUUUUUAGAAAAGAAUUUUUAUCAUGUCUGCUGUCCGUCUGUUCAAGUGCAAGGACUGCUUCACUGUAAGUGUCCAGUGACUUUGCAGCGAAAGUGGAAUAAUAGUUUUCUGGUUUCUGCACAAAAAGUGGGGAAAACAUUUUUGGACCAUAGCUUGGGCCACCACUCAGUGGUAGAGUGUCUGCCUUGCAUGAAGAAGAUUCCAGGUUGAACCCCUGAAACCCUGGCAAGAUCUCUGAACCCCUGGCGAGCUAUUGCCGGUCUACAUAGAGAAUUGUUUUGUUCACACAUAAUGCUGAGCCGAGGUUUAUUAAUAUGUGGUUUCUUAAAUGAUGGGCUAGCAUUAAUGUGAACUAUGGUUAACUAUGGUUUAUGGUUUAUUAACUAUGACCAAAGCUCACUCAUUAACCAAAUGUUGUGGCUGGCUCACAAAACAUUAGUUAACAUCCACCAUAGCAUAGCAUCUAGACAGCAUCUUAAAAAGCAGAGACAUCACCUUGCCAACAAAGGUCCGUAUAGUUAAAGCCAUGGUUUUCCAAGUAGUGAUGUAUGGAAGUGAGAGCUGGACCAUAAAGAAGGCUGAUCGCCGAAGAAUUGAUGCUGUUGAAUUAUGGUGCUGGAGGAGACUCUUGAGAGUCCCAUGGACUGCAAGAAGAUCAAACCUCUCCAUUCUUAAGGAAAUCAGCCCUGAGUGCUCACUGGAAGGACAGAUCGUGAAGCUGAGGCUCCAAUACUUUGGCCACCUCAUGAGAAGAGAAGACUACCUGGAAAAAACCCUGAUGUUUGGAAAGAUGGAGGGCACAAGGAGAAGGGGACAACAGAGGACGAGAUGGUUGGACAGUGUUCUCGAAGCUACCAACAUGAGUCUGACCAAACUGCGGGAGGCAGUGGAAGACAGGAGUGCCUGGCAUGCUCUGGUCCAUGGGGUCACGAAGAGUCGGACACGACUAAACGACUAAACAACAACAUAGCUUAGCAUUAUUUGUGAACUUGGACCUCCUUCUUAACUAUGGUUAAUGAGCUGUCAUUGCCCCAAAGCAUUAGCGCUGUGAGUGAAGAGCGGUUCUUCUUGGCUUGCAUCUCCUUUAAUGGGGAAAGGGAAUGUAAUAAGCCACAGUUUAAGUGACCAUCUACUUGAUGCCUCAGUUUUAACUGUGGUUAAUGUUAACUUUGGCAUAGUGUUAUGUGCAAACAAGGUCAAUACUGGGCUAAGUGGACCCAGUGGUCUGACUUGGUAUAGGGAAGAUCCCUGUGUUCUUAAGAAAAGCAACAAUGGGUGUGACCAUCGCACAUUAUUAUCUAAACACGAGUUGCACAUUGUUUCCUACAGAGUCAAAGGUAUUUUGUAACAAGUGAAGUGGUUCUGAAAAUCAGACUACUGUUGCAAAAGUCUCCUUGAAACCUGCCUUUAUAGACUGGGUGCAUGAAUUGUAACUGCAGCUUGGCCUUUUAGUACUUUGAUUUUAGCUUACAAUUGGAAUGCUCACAUUACUUCUCCCAUGCAACCCUUUUCAAUCUAUAUAAAAAGCAAUCCAGUAUAUAGUAUCUCUGGGUCAGUCUUCCUUUCCUGUAAAUAUAUUUUUAGAAAAUGAGGUAUUCUGCUGUCAGGAAAUAAAAGGAUAAAGAAGGGAAGGGAAGACUAGAGCAGGAAUGGGGAACCUUUGGCUCACCAGAUGUUCCUGAACAACAAAUCCCACUAACCCUAGCUCAGCAGCAUCUGAAUGGUGUUAGGAUGGGCUGAAAGACCCAAAUAAUAAUAAUAAUAAUAAUAAUAAUAAUAAUAAUAAUAAAUCAUGAUACAGUUAAUACUGUUAGGAGCAGAAAAAUCACACUGGCUCAUUAGGGAAAACACAUAUCAGAGCAACAGUAGAUGGUGCCUUUAUUGGGACUGCCUAAAAGAUCAGAGUAGUGAGCAGAGUUGAAUUUAUCCGGUAAGCAAAAACAAAAAUUAAAAUCCAAAGGUUAUGGGAAAAGAGAAAAUAUAUAUUGCAGGGCCUGUUGAGAAACCCAAGCCUGCAGUUUGUAAUGGAAUGGAAGGUGGGUGUUGAGCCUGACUUAAUUGGGAGCAGUGAUCCAUGUUGUGGAGGAGAACCAUUCAGAUUCAAAUACCCUGAAGUUGUGUGCCCAUUAAAUACGGUCUGGAUCCCCCCCCAACUGUUUGAAACAGAGUUAGGGGGCACACAAACAGAAGAGAGGGAAAGGAAAUACCAUACACAGCCCAAAGUGCUUGCACUAGCAAGGCUGUUUAGCUGGAUGCCACCCACCCUGUUUUCUCUAAUGUACCAGAGAGGUCUCCCUCUCCAGUGGCAGAGCAGCACUCAUAGAUCUCAUAACAGCCCCUUAGCCAUCAUGCUGCCGGAUUUAGGAUUGCUCUGUAAGUAACAAAGUUGCUGUGGGAAAAAAAUGGGGGAGGGGAAUGUGCUUUCAUUAUCUGUAUCCCAGGGAUCUACAGAUCCAGUCAGCUUUGGCACUGCUUGUAAGUAAGAACAGCUUCUUGCUGAUUGAUUGUUUUAGAAGUGACUAGCUUUCUGAAAAAAAAGUUUAAUUGGCUGUCUAGCAUUCUGCGUGCUUGGCUUUUUUAUUUGUAUUUUUUUGGCCAAGUGCUCAGCAGCAUGUUUUGUUUCAUACUGAAGCUCUUCAGAAACAAGACACUCCCUACUGUCAGCGUAAUUUGCCUCUUUCCUCGUAAGCACUAACUAAUGAAUGUCCAUGCUACUCCUCCUACAGGAUAUAAGGAAUGUUUCCUUCCUUGACCUAUCCGUGAACUUCUUAAAAAAAAUAAAUACCCAUUAUCUCAUAUAAUUGUAUGUUUAAUGCAUUUUCCAUUACAUUGCCGUUUCUGUUCAAACAAGCUAAUCCAUACCUCUAAUAGUAUUAUUCCUGCCUUUGCCUUCUGUGGCUUGUAAAUCAGGCUAGAGCAAUUGAUGACUCAUAGGCUAAAAGUAUGUGCAUGGGAGAGAGGUAUUCUGUAUCUAGAUGUUUUAUCUCUCAUAGGGGUUUUUGGACACAGUGCGCCCCAGCUAUGUUAAGCACAUGGAAUCCAUAACCAUGAAGCCCUCUCCUUAAGCAGUUGCCUGCUUAAUUUAUAGCAGUUGCCCAGAAACCAGCCAUGCAGCUUGUGCAGCAAAAUGCAUUUAUAUCUUAAACUAGUGUCCUGCUGGAUCAGGCCAAAAUACCCACAGUGGCUAACUAGAUUUCUUGGGAAGCCAGAAAAGAGGACAGCAGACUUUCUGUGCUCCCCAGCAGCUGAGGUUCCUGAGGUUCCACACAGUUGUCAUUACUGGUAGGCACAUGUUCUUCAUGGAUCUGUCCAGUCCACUUUUAAAGGCAUCUAACAUAAUUGCCAGAAAAAAAGCAGAAAGCAGAGACAUCACCUUGCCAUCAAAGGCCCGUAUAGUAAAAGCUAUGGUUUUCCCAGUAGCAAUGUAUGGAAGUGAGAGCUGGACCAUAAAGAAGGCUGAUCGCCGAAGAAUUGAUGCUUUUGAAUUAUGGUGCUGGAGGAGACUCUUGAGAGUCCCAUGGACUGCAAGAAGAUCAAGCCUAUCCAUUCUUAAGGAAAUCAGCCCUGAGUGCUCACUGGAAGGACAGAUCAUGAAGCUGAGGCCACCACAUGAGAAGAGAAGACUCCCUGGAAAAGACCCUGAUGUUGGGAAAGAUUGAGGGCACAAGGAGAAGGGGACAACAGAGGACGAGAUGGUUGGACAGUGUUCUCGGAGCUACCAGCAUGAGUUUGACCAAACUGCGGGAGGCCGUGGAAGACGGGAGUGCCUGGCGUGCUCUGGUCCAUGGGGUCACGAAGAGUCAGACACGACUAAAUGACUAAACAACAACAUAAUUGCCAUCGUCAGCAGUUCGCAGCAGUGAGUUCCAUAAAUUAAACAUGUGUUGCAUGAAUAAGUAGUCAUUUCUGAAUCUGCUGCUACUCCACGGUGGCAGGUGCCCAUUGGGGUGGAAGGCAGUCAGACCAAUAGUAGGUGGAGCCAGAGCCAAUUGGAGAAGGGGAGAACUUGUUCUAGUUUAGCCCCUCUCCUCUUCCCCAAUGAGUUCUGCAAGGGGCAACACUUGUACACUGCAACUGACCCACCUCCAUUGCUGCUAAGCAAUUUCCUCAUUGGAGGAACCUGAGUUUUAGUAUCACGAACGAGAGGGAAUUCUUUCUUUCUCCAUGCCAGGCAUAAUUGUAUACAUUUCUAGCAUCAAGCUAUUUGGGAAGCCACUAGUCUCCCUAUGUGGCCCACAACCUGCUUUUCCUCACCUCUUCCCCUGUGCGGCAAUGAGACUUGAAAAUACGCUUCCACUUGAACUAAUGGAAGGAUGCUUUCAAAUUUAAUUGCUGCACAGAGGACAUUUGGGAGGGAGGAGUUUCAAUUGGAGAGGGAAGGAUUAACCCUCUUCUCCCUGUGUGCUAUGACUCUCUCUUGCCCUUUCACUUCACAAUUAGGCUUGGAAAAAAUCUUGUGAGUGUUUUUUCCUCAAUAUGAAUUUUGUGAUGGGAGGGAACUUGGUGUAGUUUGUAGCUUUGGAGGGAAUGUUAACUCUAGUAACAGGCUCUCUGAAAAGAUCACCCCCCGCUACAAUAAUUUCAGGACAGGGGUGUGUGUGUGAGAGAGAGGGGUGUGUGAAUAUGGAUGGAUGUGUAGCUGGGGGAGAGAUAAUAUAAAUUAGUGUGUGUUAGGUAUGGGAAUUAAUGAAUGCUUUACCUUCCCAAACAAAACAUAAAACUUUCUCUCAUCUAUGCUGGCACACUCAUCUGCUUGAGCGGGCAGUGUUUUAUUUUGCAAAAAUAAUUUAUUUCCCUGAAGGUCCCAUAGGGUUGCCAUAUUUUGAAGAGCAAAAAAGAGGACACAUUUGCUGAGUUUUACUUUUAACUAUGAAUCACUAUGAUGACUCUGCCCAUGAAAAAAGAGAACAUGUCCUGGAAAAAGAGGAUAGAUAGUCCAUGGUGGUACCUGCUUGUGGAUGAGAUGGUUUAAGCUUUGAUGUUUAAUGUGGAUCAGCCACUCUGGCUCAGUUCACAUGGCUGGAUAAGACAAAUCAUUUUCACCAGGCAACCCCAAACCUGGCCCUCCAGCUGUUUUGGGACUACAACUCCCACCAUCCCUAGCUAACAGGACCAGUGGUCAGGGAUGAUGGGAACUGUAGCCCCAAAACAACUGAAGGGUCGAGUUUGGGGGUGCCUGAUUUUGACUAUAGCUGCUUAUUGAUGUGGUUCUGCUCCAUGUGCAUAAUUCAGACAUAAGCUAACUGGUCCAUCACUCCCUAGACUCAAUCACUCAGCAUGAAUGACUUUGAAAGUCAUCUAAUCUUCCUUGCUGUAUUAUACUGUAUUGAUUAAUUAGUGUUUUUAUGGAGCAGUCAAGUAAUUUCGUUGUCCCCGAAGGGGGCAAUGACAAUAAAGAUAUUAUUAUUAUGAUUAUUAUGAUUAUUAUGAUUAUGAUUAUUAUGAAUUCAUUUCUCAAAUGCAAGCUAUUCUGUGAGACUUUAUAUCAAUACAAACUUUCCCCCCUCUUUUUUUUAAAAAAAUAUUUUUAUUAGCAAUUUAAACAUAACAAAAUAUCAAACCAUAUACUCACAUAUAUUAUUUCCCCCCUUCCCCACUUCCAUCCCUCCCUCCCCUCCCCCACCAAAGACUUCCCUCAGCUCCUCUCUCUGAUUUCUCAGCACAUAUUAUUCUCUGCAUGUUAUAAAAUUUUACAUAUCCUUACAUUAUCUAUCUAAAAUGUUAUCAACCAAUAAAUCUGUGCAUGUUUAUUCAAAACCUGCCAAAGGAGUCCAGUUCAUUUUUUAAAUAAUUUGUAGAAAGCUCCCAUUCUUCCUUAAAGCCACAGUUGUUCUUAUCCCACAAUUUAUAUGUCAGUUUAGCCAACUCUGCAUAACUCAUCACUUUUUCUUGCCACUGUUCUUUCGUUGGGAUUUCCUCAUAUAUCAAUACAAACUAAGUUUGAGGAAGUUCCUAAGCUUGCAGCACUGUUAGGUACUUAUGGAGUACCCAUGACAACGGAUGUUGCAGAAGUUGAACUUCUCCAAUUCUACUCUCCUUAGCCUCUCAAGGUCUUUUGCUGUCUUAAAUAAGGGCCAAAGUAGAUGUGACACCAAGUGAAUUGUUAGGAAGCCGUUUAGGUCUUUGAAAGUUAUAGUAAUAGACAAGUAAAAUCAAUUUUUACAGGGGCCAGAGUGUACAAGGUGGUGAGGCUUAGUUCUCUCCCUCACUGGAAUUUCCCCUCCAGCACAGGGGGAAAAUUUUCAUUGGGCAUGUAGCUGCAGAACGAACCACUUUUGCGUACAGACUCUGUGGAAAUAAUUUCUGUACCUUCUAUUAAAAUAUAAAACUCUGAUGUGCUUUCUGCUUUCUAAUGAUACAUUGAGUCCUAUGUCCAGGUUGACCUUAUUUAUUCAUUAUCCCUGGCUGCCUGUUAUUUCUGGGACUCCUCCCCUGGAAUAAUGGCUUGGUGCUACAUCUUUCUACUUUCAAGCUACAACUACACACACACACACACAGAGAGAGAGAGAGAGAGAGAGAGAGAGAGAGAGCCCUCUUUCUUUGAUCUAGGCAUGUUUACCUGAAGAAGGACUUAACACUGUGCUCUUCCUCUGUCUCCCACAAAUGCUUAUCCCCCUGGUUAGCCUCUCUUUUUCCUAGCCCUCUAAAGCGCUGUUGCACCUGUGCCCCACUUUCUGGCUUCUUGGAGGCCUCUGCCUAGCCACUGUGACAAGAGGAUACUGGACUAAGUGGGCCUUUGGUUUGAUCCAGUAGGGUUCUGCUUGGGUUCUUAAGUGCCCUGGUUCCCAAAUUUUGUUGCCACUUUGUCAAAUUUCUCUCUCCUUUUGGUUGGAAACUAAAGGAGUGUCUCUUGCUGAGCCAGAUACGACUCAAAAGGCUUCCCAACAGAAGUAGAUACCGCAUUUAUGUGGAGUCCACCUGAUAUGAGGUCCUCUCCAAACCCUUUUUCUUAUUGGCAGAGGAAGAGACAAUAGCAACAUCACAUACUGCUGCUUCUUAUUCAUCUACAAGGGAUCGCCAGAGAAGAAGAUAUAUUGCCCACAAUCCUCCCACACUUCCUUUGUUUGCUUGUUCUUAUAUUGAUCGUUCUGUUUCCUUCACCUGCAGAUAAGGAGGGCCCAGUGCUGUUGGUAGCCUCCAUUCUGGCAAGGAUUCUCUGUAAUUUAAGAGCUACUUGGAUGGCAGACAUGCUCAGGAAAGGAAGCCUUCCACACCACUUCACCAUUUAGGAAAACGUUUCAAGCUGCUAAAUGACUACCUGCCAGGCAACUGUUAAAUGCACAGGAGUUCUGCCAGAAAAAAGUGCUUUGCUGUUUGAAAUGUUCACCCACAGCUUCCUCUUUCUUAGUGGCUCUCUUUUAUCUGGGUGCUAACAGCAGGUGGGAGGAGUCUAAUAGAGACCAAAGCUCUUGCAAAGUUCAAGUGGGUUGCUUCUUAUGAAGGUCAUGGUGCAUCCACAUUUAGAAUACUCUGCUUGGUUUUCUCUUCCCCACUCCCAAGCUCAAAAAGGAUGCUGUACAAAUGUGUACAGGCACAAACAAGAGACAAAAAAGCAGUUAUUUGAGCAGGAGUCAAAGCAUCCUGCUGCAAAACAAGAGGCUUUACAAAUAUAAUUUAGAAGGAAGGUAGCAGAGGUUGAUGGUUAUGAACUUUUGUAGGCCUGGUGAAUACAGAAAUUGUUUUCUCUCAAAACCCUAGAAUGCAUUGGAAGUUGAAAGUUAUAAAUUAAAAAGUUGACCAGUUUUUAAAAAUAAAAUGCAUUUGAUCAAAUAAAACCACAGAGAAUCACCAGUGAAAACCUAUAUUGGAAAAGAAGCAAAGGAGAUCUUGAAAUACCUGCCCUAACAAGAUAUUUUCAAGCAGUAAAACUUGGCCUGUAUCUCAAGGUGAUUCAAAAUAGACAAAGCAAUUAAGGCAGAAAAAGAGAUCUAUAAUAGCAAUUCUGGAAACCGUUACGGUACAACUAAGAACAUACGUUAUUGAUUCUCAAGUCUUGACAUCCACUCUAAAUAUGUAUUAAAAGUUUGGUGUAAACACUAACAUCAGUUACCCUCAAGCAGCAUUCAAAACUCCCAUUGUUCUAGGCACAUUUUGUGACAAGUAAUUUCAAUAGCGUGAGCAGUUUCUGAGCUCUGGGCGCAGUACUGCACCUAAGAUUUCAGAUUAAAACUGGACCUUUUUCUGCCUCUCCACUUGCAGCCACUCUCUGAAGACUGGAGAAUAGACCCUCUUAAGAAUAUUAGAGGGGUGGGCAGAGGAAGCAUGGCUUUGUUUUUUGCAGUCUUCAGAAGAGGACUAGACCAUGUAAAAAAUGAAUAUAAGAUUUUAGCUGCAGUUCAUUUAUUUUCAGCUUUGUUUUCUUGUUAUUUAAAAAGUAUGCCUAGACAUUCCAUUGUUGCGCCCAUAACAUAAGGUGCCAUUUAGCUCCUAGCCUUCAUAUCUCUGUUUUUAACACUGCCCCCAAGCAUAUCCCCAAGUACAUAUUGGCUCACAAAUAAAUUCACUAGUAUAGUGUUCAAAAAUACUGGAAGUUUCUCUCUCUCUCUUUUUUAAUGGAUUAUUUAUGGGCACAUAAUUUCAUAUAAACAAGUAACAUUGAUUCUGCACAACUACCACAAUCUUUCCAGCUAAGGCAUAUUGCCAGUCAACUGAAAAUGCAUUACAAAUAUCUUUGUGAAUAUAGAUCUUUUGAAAGAGAUGCUGAUUCACUCAGACCAGAGCAUCUUAAUUACCAAAAUACCAAUUUUGAUUAACUAUCCCUAACGUUAAAAAAAUAUGAGAAACUGGAAGAGGGACCCCCAUCAAGUUACUGGGAUGGGCGGAAAACUUUGUCCCCUCCCCUGUGCUGUGUCUACGUCAUCCCUCCAUUUUUACUGAACCCCCCCCCCCCAAAAUGAGUAGGGUCUCCAUGGGACAGAAAAAUCACUUUGGGUACCUGAUCUAACCUCUGGGUUUGGGGGUUAGUGACCUCUACUUUAGGGAGUCUUUUAAUUUCUGAGCAUUCAGAAUGCUAGUAGAACAAAACACACUGUUCCUGCAAAAAAAAAAAAAAAAAAAGAACACCAAAAAACCAUUGUUGAUUUUUUGCUUUCUGGCUUACUGCUAUCAGGAUAGCUUAAGAUGCCCCGAGAAAGCAAACAGUUUAGUGCUAUGAAAAUAAGUAACUUUGCAAAAACCUAUGAAUGUAGUAUUUGUGUUGGCACAAGGAAGAAAACUAAUCCUCUGGCACUUUAAAAUAGGAGCAGUGGCUGCAAGCCAUUUGAAGAAUGGCAGCUAGGAUCAGAUUUGCUUGAAGGAAUACACAGUAGGGCAGUUUAGAUGCACAAUUGAAUGUGUUGAAAGCAUCCAUGAGGAGCUAGUUGGUCUUCAUAGACUUCCCGUGCUGUACGUGUAGUUGCAACCAGUGCCCACCUCCUCGAUCAGCUGUAUGUUUGGCAACAGCAAGAGGCUUGUCCAUACUUAGGGAGAUCAUUGGCCACAGUUGUCAAAUGCGUGGUUGGUUGGUUGGAUAGCAUGCCAGUCAUGAGGGUAGGCCUAGCCUGCAGAGCACAUGGCCCUGUGACAGGGAAUCCAGGUUUUUAAAAAGGCAAAUAUGCCCAUCUUUCUCUUCUUGGUUCCAGGGUCUCACUCUGUGUUCCCUUAAGGAAAGGGUAGGUAAUCUUUUCUGGCCAGCAGGUCAUACUCUUAUCUCCUUACUCCUGGUGGAACAAAUUUGACAAGUGGGUGGGGCUGACCAUCUGCACUAUGACAUCAGGUGAAGCUGCACUUUGAAGCCCCAGUUCUGGGACUUCAAAGCGCAGGGCUGCCUGAAAGCCCUUUUUCAAACAGCUUGUGUCUGUACUGAGUGACUCCAGAGGGGUUGCUGUUAAAACAAGAAAGCAUCUUCUGGCACCUUAAAAUAUUUUUAUGUGUUGAUUUAUUUUGAAACUUAUACUCCACCUUUAAGUGUUACCACUCCCAGGGCAGUGUUUAAAGCAAUUUAAAACAACAGUAUCCAUCAAUAAUGUUAGCAGUAAUAGGAAUCAGUAACAGUCCUGGGACUGCAGAGCUGAAGGCAGUCGGGGAAGUACGAGCCACUGAGAAGCACCCACUGCCUCCCAGGAAGAACAUCAUGACAAGCAGGAAGGCAACCUGAUCCCAUUCAGAGAUGUAGUAGCUGCUUCAGUGUUUGCUAUCCUUCUCACUCACUUUUUCCUUUUGUUGUCAAAUAUGUUGAUGUUAUUACAUGUAUGCCUUGCUGUUCCUGCAAGGAGCUCAAGGUAGUUUAUCGUUUUAACAGUAUUUCAAAACCAUAUUAAAACAACAGAGCUGCAAAAAUGCAGCAAUACAAACUUCAAAUGUCCAUAAAGAUGGCAAAAGUAGUUUCUUUCCCAAACAGGUUUUAUCUUAAUUGCAAACACAGUAAGUAAAGAGUCGACUUGCGAUAUAUCAGUGGUUCAGUGCUCAGACGUCAUACCAGUAAAUCAGACAUUUUGUUGCUAGAGAGCUUAGUCAUCGAGCUUUGUAGUAAAUAAUAUACAGUGGUACCUUGGGUUAAGUUCUUAAUUCGUUUUGGAGGUCUGUUCUUAACCUGAAACUGAUCUUAACCUGAAGCACCACUUUAGCUAAUGGGGCCUCCUGCUGUGCCGCCGGAGCACGAUUUCUAUUCUCAUCCUGAAGCAAAGUUCUUAACCCGAGGUACUAUUUCUGGGUUAGUGGAGUCUGUAACCUGAAGUGUCUGUAACCUGAAGCGUAUGUAACCCGAGGUACCACUGUACAAGAGAAGACAGAAUGUAAACAACUUAAAGCAGGGUAUAUCUGUCCCCAUUUGCAUGUUUCCAUCGGGAGGAGCAUAGAAAGAGGACAAUGUUCUUCAGUUUGUUAAACCUCCUUGAGAUAUACCAGGCAGUGACAGAUAUUAAAGUCAGAUGCCAGCCAGUACUCCUUGGGAAUUGGGUUCCAGACACGUCCAUGGCAUUAGCUGUGGAUAACAUGUCAUGCAUCUGAUGAGGAUUUGCUCCCCACCAAAGCUUAUGCUGCAACUCAUUUGGUGGUCUUUCGGGCACCAUGGCAUUUUUGUUCCUUUUUUUGGUAUAGAAUUGUGAUUGUCUUGUACACUAUGGGCAAUAUAGCAGGCCUACCAAGUUCAGUAAGUAGUGAUCAUAGGGAGGAAUUCAGGAAGUCAAGCCUUUGCUCAAGCCUUUGCAGAUUAGAAUCAAUUCACAUCAUUUUAUAUGUUUGCCAAGCAUAGAUAGUUUUUUUUCUAGCUAGAGCAGACACAACUCUGCCCAGGUUAACAAUCCAUAAAAUUUAGAGCCCUUCCUUUCCGUGUGUGUCAUGAACUGAAACAGCUGGGUGUGGGUAUCUGCUGUCCAGAAAUCCUUGUUUGUUUCUGGGAUGGAUUUGUUAGGUUAUACAAAUACACUGGAUGGUCAGACGUGCUCAAAAAUGCAAAUUGUUUUAACAAUUAGAGCUGUAACGUGUUAGAUUGUUGUUGCUGGGGUUUUUAAAAGUUGUAAUUAAUAGAGAAUCUGCCCACCUAAAUUCACAAGAGAGGUAUGCAAAAUUAGCAUUUCAUCUAAAAAUGAAACAAGUGUUCAAGAGGGUCUGAAACAUAGUUUCAUGCUUUUAAGGCAGAAUGUUGAACCAUUUGAGUUCAUUUGAUGAACGCUUUAGGGCAACUUUUCCCAACUUGGUGCCCCCAGCUGUUUUCCCCUCCCCAAAGUUACAACUUCCCAUCAGCCCCAGUUGUUGUUGCCAGGGAUUAUAAUGAUGUAUUUAUUUAUAUCCCAUCUUCUUCUGUGAAAGUGACUCAAGGCAGCUUACAAAUAAAAAUAAGAACAGCUAAAAACAUAGAGAAUUUAUUUUUUAAAAAAAUUAAAAUUAAAUUAAAACUAUAUGUAUACAUAUAAAAAUAUAUCAAAGCUAUACAAAUAAUACCAAUAAAAGCAACACGGUGCCAGCCCCCUCAUUGAAAGCAGUCAGUUGGGAGGAACAAGAUAUGGGUGGCACACAGAUGUCCUUAGCCGGGACAUCUCAGCAUCAUGGAUAUGGUGCAACUAAAGACCCUACAUCUGGAUGUGGAAUUGGACAAAAUGUGUUGGGUCACUUAGGCUGCCAUCUUAACCCCUGCUAUGUGGGCAUCAUGGUCAGCACUACGGCCCCUGGCUCAGUAUGAGGGGUGCUUCUGAACCUCUCCUUUGAAACCCAAAGGAAAACAGGCAGUAGUGAAAAAUAACAUCCCUUCUUUCCUCCCCAAGGACUUGCUGUUACACUACUGCUUGAGUUAGAGUCACCUUUUGGUUGACUAGACAAGUCCUACAAAAGGGCAGUUUCCCUCCCCACUGGCUUCUCCUUCCUCCUGGUCUGCCCAGAUCCAACAUGCAUGGCCUUCUCUGUUGCACUUCCAACAGGAGAUGGGAGUAGUAGUUGAGAAGGCACCAGAUUGAGGUAGUAGGUUUUAUGGAGUUAGCACAACUCAUGUCAUCUUGGCCCCAUUGAGGAAAGAAAUGCUAGAGUCCCUUCCCCUCCGCCGCCCCCUGGCCAUCUAUGCUCUUGAGCAAUUUAAAUCAGCCUUGGUUCUCCAUUUAAUAGAGUGCUCCCCUUGCAUAAAUCUAAAGUCUAUGAUUGUUGGGGGGUUUAUAGAGGUUUUCCAUUUUGCUGAAGCAGGUUGACCAAGAUGCUCAGUCCAGAAAGCCAUGUUUAGGAAAUAAUAUAUUAGAGAGAAUGCGCUGAGCUGUUUUCAGCAAGCCACAAUAUUUGCUACAGAGGAGGUGUUUUACAUAAAGCGGAAAGGAAACGAGCUGAAAACAAAGACAGAGAGCAAAUAUAGGAACAGAUUGCUACGAGGCCCUUAACCAGGAUCACGGAGGAUAUUAUUACAGAACUUAGCUUUGAUAGCUAAUCAAACAGUUGUGAAAGAUCUACCAUUUUUCCAGGCUCAGAGCAAAGACUAUGCAAGAUUUGUUUCAUGACUGGUUUAUUUAAACACCUUAAAACCUAUUGAGCAAACACAGCUGCCUUCAUAUCAUAUUAAUAGGCAAGCAUGUCAAUGAACUCCUUUGUACUUCAGCUGGAAUUUGAGUGAGUAGUCCAUAGACUUAGAGAAAACCUGUGAAACUGAUAAAUGACAGGUGACAGAUUAUUUUCUUUCUUUCUUUCUUUCUUUCUUUCUUUCUUUCUUUCUUUCUUUCUUUCGCCGAAAUUUGACAUCUAGAAAUAACACUAACGUUUCUCUUUUGAACUUUUGUUUCAGAUUUGACAGUCAUGAAACGGAUCAUAUGUGCGAUUCUCUUGGGUGCGGGAGUGAUGUAUGUUAUACUACACCGAAACCUGCGACGGACAAAUGACUAUUGGUAAUUACAACAUCUUCUUAGACUUAGACAAACUACCUGUUAAUUUGUCACUGCAGAUCUCUCCAAGAAUCGUUUGGCUGUACCUCUGCAAUUGCAUGUCUUAUGCAGGAGCUGGAAAACAUGUUGUUAGGUUAGUUAGCAAAAGUGUCUGAGGAAAAACAAAAUGACUGCAGAAUUACUUAUGACAUUGUAGGCAAGUGUCUCUGACCCCUCCCUCAUCCCUGGCCUAAGUGGGACUUAAUCUGAAAAGGUAGCACUACCUUAUUUUGACUAAGGAUGCUUGAGGAUUUCACAGUUUAAAGUGAUUUUUAAUAUCCAAAUUGGAGCACCAUGAUGCUUUAAUUUUUACACUUUUCUGAAGUCUUCAGUACAGGAAGACGAUAUGGUUAUACAGUUCCUGAAUCAUAAAUUUACUCUUGAAAGAGGAUUUCAUUAUCUGUGUGAAGAUUGGUUCCUACUCCAUAUUAUCUCUGUGAAGUCUGGUUCCUAUUUACAGGAGGGCGGUAAUUCAGCUGUGUUGGUAAAUGUAAGAUUAGUAUGCUGAUUAGUAUGUACCUCUUAAGGGUCAGGAUGGUUGCUGUACCUUCCAGACUGAAUUUAAGACAGGAGCUUGUAUCAGGGUCACAGAUAGUUCAUGAAUGGUAUAUUUUAUCUGAAACGUAUGCCAGUUGCACUGACGCCAUGAUCCAUAGAAAUAAACCAUGAGAAAAGCACAGACUUAGCACCCAUUGUUAACCCGCUUACUCAUCUUUUCUCUGAAUUAAAAAGCCCCAAAUGCUGCAACCCUCCUUCUUAGAACUAAUCCAAAUGUAGUUGCACCAUAGAUUUAUAUAAGAGCACUAUGAUAUUGGCAGUUUCCUUUUCAGUUUAGCUUGUGUUGUAUGGCAAUGUGGGUGGGGCAUGUCAUGUUUCAAAGCCUUCUGCAUUCAGCUCUAUUAAAGUUCUCUUUUGGGUGCUUUUUAAUCAGACAUUGAACUUGCAGAAUAAGUAGCCCAUAAACCAGGGAAGAAGCAUAUGCAAUUCAGCAUCACAUGUUGUAUAGUUUAAGGCAUAUGACUCUGGUGCACUGAAAUCAGUGCAACCUAGAAAGACUUAAUUUGAGAUUGAAUGCUGCAGCAGGUUUUAUGGAUUGUCUGUAAAUAAAAUGGAGUGUGUGUGUGUAUAUAUAUAAUUUUUUUAUUCAGAUGUUCACUACCUCCUAUCAGUCUGUCUGUCUAUUUUAAUAUGGUGAAUUUGUUGUUGUUGUUCUAGGUUACCCCCUACAGAUGGAGGAGACAGAAAAGGACAAAUAAUAGGUUGCCCUUACAAACCUGGUGUUUCAUCUUUAAUAAAGUAAGGGGAAAGGGGGAAGGGGUCAUCAACACAAAUUACUAAUGGUCACCAUGUGCUGAAUGGGCUUGCAGUCCCCUCUUCCAAAAGCAAGGGUGGGCAACUUCUUUUUUGUUGCUAGUUGCAUUCCCUUGAUGGUAAUCUGUUGAUGUCCACAUGUUGGUGGUGGGUGGAGCCAGACACAAACAUAUUUUGGAUUUACAAAUAAAGACCAGUUUCAACCGUGGCUACCAAGGGUUAGAAUUUGCAGUCCUAUGCAGAUUCUACUCUUAAUACAAUACGAUACAAUACAAUACAAUACAAUACAAUACAAUACAAUACGAUAAUCUUUAUUGUCAUUGUCCCAUACAGAACAACGAAAUUGAAAAAUCUAAGUAAGACAUUCAAAAACCAACAAGCCUGCUAUCCCUGCUAUCCCAACCUGGUUAGCCCUCUAAAAACUCUGAUAUCCCAUUUAUAAAUACAAUAUACUACCAUAGAGACUCCUUACACCGCAUUUAAAACCAAAAUCGCAUUUGGAUAGAAACUGUUUCUCAGGUGGCUAGUCCUAGUCUUUAUAACCCUGUACCUUCUUCCAGAAGGCAGAAGCUGAAAGAGAUCAUUUCCGGGGUGCACACUAUCCUGCACUAUCUCUUCAGCUUUCUUAUGACACCUGGAAGUGUAGAUUUGAUCCAAGGUGGGAAGAGUAAACCCUAUUGAAUUUGAUGGGGUUACUCUCAAAUAAGUAUACUGAUGAGGUUUUUUUUUAAGCAUUACAGAUCAAUACAGUUUUCUGGAAAGCAAGUGACGAGAAUUAUUUUCUGACUUAGCAUGUGUACUCACAUACCUCGCUUAUCAGACAUUUACCCUAAGCGAUGCAGUCAGAAAAAAAAAAAGAAGAACACCCACACCAGUUCAUGCCCCCCCAAAAUAUUGGUCCUUCUAGUUGUUCUGCACUAACUACACAGAAAGAAGGCAAAAAGCCGAGGAAAAUAAGCAAGGCAUGAACAAGAAGGAAGGAACUCUGAUAGGAUAGAAGAGUGGGGCAGCUUCAGAAGGUAUUGAGGGCCAUGUUCAAUAAGGUUGUGGUUUGCAUGCAGCUCUGAUCCACAGGCUUCCCACCUGAACCCCAAAGAACAAGUUCGUAGCAGAAGCAGCUCACCAGGUGGGAUGGAGCCACUACACUAACUUCUCAUCAGGUGGGUUGCUGCUGUUGAUCAGGAGGGGCAAGGUGACAGGGAGGUAUUUGUGGUGCAAAUUACCAGCAGGAACGCCAGAUUGGCUCUACCACUGUGUUUGCACUGCACCAGCCUCCCUACUGCCUCGCUCCUCUCCCUCCAGUCAGCAACAGCAGCCUACACACUGGAGGUUCAGGUUGCCUAGUGCACCAUUUACCAAUUUAGACUGCUGCACUUUCUGUACAGCUGUCUGGCCUCAGUUAUUCACACCCUGUUAUUCUCCAGCUUAAACUACUGCAAGGUGUUAUCCUGGGCUACCUUUGAAGGUGAUUUGAGAACUGCAGUUCAUCCAAAAUACGGCUGUGACUUGAAAAACCAGUGCAGUUCAGCACCAAGUAUGUUGCGUCAGUGCAGUAUAAUCAAACUACUUUAUACAAGUCAAGUGUGGGCACAGACCAUCCUAAGUUCAAAUUUUUGUACAACAAGAGCAGGGACCUCUUUUUCACCAGUGCAGCACUGGAGCCACAAAAACCUGAGGAUUAGUACCAAGCAAUGCAUAUCAGGCAUCGAGCCUGUAUGCCAGAUGCCAGCUGGUUUUUGUCUAUAAAAGCUACACUUGCCAGAAUGUACAUAUGAAAAUGGUUCACUUCCCUUUUCUGUUCUGCUUUAACGGCCUUCACAAAUGACACACUCCGUCCUAAAAGGAGUUUUUUAGGCACUUUAAUCCAUCUUCCUGUUUUCCUGAUCUAUUAAAUACUGCAUUUUAUUCAGUCUUUCAUAGGAUAUAAAAGUCACUUCUGGAAAUCUAGUGGAAGUUUUGCUCUCAUUUCAGUGAUUGCUUCCAGAAAAGGCAUUUACUAUGGAAUAGUCAGGCUUACUGGGCAUCCAUAACAAAUGUUUUCUGAGCACUUAGUCUUAGAGAGGUGAUGAAAACCUUUGAAUGUAUGUCUGAAGGGAGAUUUUGGAUGUUGUUGUUUAGUUGUUUAGUCGUGUCCGACUCUUCGUGAUCCCAUGGACCAGAGCACGCCAGGCACUCCUGUCUUCCACUGCCUCCCGCAGUUUGGUCAAACGCAUGCUGGUAGCUUCGAGAACACGUCCAGCCAUCUCAUCCUCUGUCGUCCAAUUCUCUUUGUGCCCUUAAUCUUUCCCAACAUCAGGGUCUUUUCCAGGGAGUUUUCUCUUAUCUUGAGGUGGCCAAAGUAUUGGAGCCUCAGCUUCAGGAUCUGUCCUUCCAGUGAGCACUCUGGGCUGAUUUCCUUCAGAAUGGAUAGGUUUGAUCCUCUUGCAGUCCAUGGGACUCUCAAGAAUCUCCCCCAGCAUAAUUCAAAAGCUUCAAUUCUUCGGCGAUCAGCCUUCUUUAUGGUCCAGCUCUCACUUCCAUACAUCACUACUGGGAGAUUUUGGAUAGGUGAGAGCAAAUCAAUGAAGUUUAAUUUAGAAAAGAUGGGAGUUCUGAGUAUUGAACAGAUUGCUGUAUGAGUUUUGGAUGAAGUUGCAUUCCAUCUAAAAGAGCCAGGUGCACAGUUUGGGGAUUCUCUUGGAUUAUGUGCAAUCAGGAAACACUGGUGACCUAGUAAGCUAGGAGUGCCUCGGUUUAUGCUAGUUCACUAGCCACAGCUCUUUCGGGAGAAACAGAUCUUACCUCAGCUACACAUGCUCUGGUUGCAUGCAGAGGAAAUUAUGCAAUAUGUAGGACUGCCUUUAAAGACAGUUCAGAAACUUUAGCCUGCAAAGAAUACAACUUUUAAGAUACAGUCAAACCUCGGAUCCCGAACGCCUCCGUUUUGGAACGUUUUGGCUCCCAAAUGCUGAAAACCCAAAGUAAAUACUCCAGUUUUUGAACGUUUUCAGAAGCCAAACGUCCAACACUACUUCUGUUUGGGUGCAGGACAUUCCUGCGCCCAAUUGGAAGCCGCGCCUCAGUUGUCGAACAUUUCGGAAGCUGAACGAGCUUCCAGAAUGGAUUACGUUCAACAACCGAGGUUUGACUGUACUUGUGGGAACCAAGCAACACUGUGCUGUCUACAUUGGCUGCCUCUUUGUUUCCAGGCUCAGUUUAAAGUGCUUGUUUUGACCUUUAAAGCACUGAAAGAUUGGGGGCCAGGUUAUCUAAAGGACCGUCUGCACUCAUAUGAAUCUUCAUAGAUCCUACAAGCAGGCUCAGAGGCCUGCUUUCUGUAUAAUAAUAAUAAUAAUAAUAAUAAUAAUAAUAGUAAUAAUAAUAAUAAUAGUCAUCAAGGCUCAUCACCAAAGUGGACAUCAAAGACAGGGCCUUUCUUCUGGUUGCCCCACAUUUCUGGAAAUCUCUCCCUAAAUAAGUACACAUGACUUUGCCUCUACUUUUAUGUAGACCUUUCAAAUUUACUUGUUUCAUUGUUUUUAUUGAUGUGUUGUAUGUGCUGGUUGUUAACUACUCCCAUUUUUAUUUGUUUUGGGGCUAUUUAUAAUGCAUUAAACUUAUUGUCUGUUCUUGUCUGAAAUGUUGGUAAGCAGUCUUGGGAUGGUUUCUUUUUUGGCACCAAAACGUGGCAUUAUUUUAUAAAACAAAUGAACUAACAAUUUAAUAUUUCCCCCCCUCUUUUUACCUCUAGGGGGGAAAAAUUCUAUCCUUUUCUGUGCAUUAACGAUUUUGUAAAAGUGUCUGGGGACCAUGGAAGUCACAGGAUCGAACUACCUUAUGGAAUAAAAGGAGCGGGUAAGCCAUUGAUAUGUGCUGCAUUAAAUAUAAGGUUAUGCAAGAUUAAAUGAUGAAAGUGAAGCUUUCAUUAUAUAUUAAUGGGUGUAAAGUUUUUUCUGAGGUGUUGCUGUUUAAAGGCAGUAUGGUACAACACCAAGCAGAUAUGGAAAAUGUAGAAUGUGAUUUCCUGCUUCCCCCUCCUCAUUCCACUUCACACAUGGUGUUGCAUGCACCCUUCUUUACCUGCUUAUAAUUGGGGUGGAGAGGAGAAAUUGAAUGUUUUGGAAGGUCCAUGCAAUAUUUCAUUUUAAGCAUUUGAAUUGCAGAUGGUGCCUGCAGGGAUAUGGAAUGUGCAGAAUGGGCCCAAUUUAAUUGUGAGGAUGCAUAUCACAGAAACAUUCUGGCACCUUGGUUGGGAGCAGGGAAUUAUAGGCUGCUUCCAUAUAUUUCCAUCAAUUAACAUGGAAUAGAGAUAAAGCACAAGAAACUUGUAUUCUUCCUAAUCUUUUUAUGACUAUUGCCGCUGGGGUUUUAAGUCUCUGCUCCAACAGUAUUCAUGAGAUUAAAAGGCCAUAAACUUAUUUAACAAACUCACACUGACAUCUGACAAUUUAAUAUUUUAUUUAAAAAUGCACACAACACAAUUACGUUUAAUUUUGUUGGUACAAUAAAGUGUUGAUUCUUAAUUAAUGAUUUUUCUAAAAUAAUUUGUAUUACAGAAAGGUAUUUCCAUAUGGCACUUUCAAGACUACAAAACUGCAGAGUAUUCACUGAAGAUGAUAGGUGAGGUUGUUUUUGUGUUAUUGCCAACUGUUGAUGAAAAAUACAGUCUUUGGAUUGAUAUAAUUGCUAUCAUUUUAGCUGAGAUUAAGGCCCAUGUAAAAAAAAACAAACAAACCCAGCCGCCCAGGACACACAAGAUGGAAUUGCUCACUGCAUAGCUCAGUUGAGUUCUAAAUGCAAAUUGGAACUCAAAAGGAUUUGCCCCUUUGAUUGUUCAUUUAAAGAAAAAAAAAUCUGGGCAGUUCUUCAAUUGUUGACAUCAACAUUCAUUCAUUAUAAAAAUGUUGUUGGCCAUGUUAAUAAUGAUGAUGAUUUUAAUUUAUUAUCAACCCUUUAGCCUAGUGGACGCAGGUGGCGCUGUGAGUUAAGCCACAGAGCCUAGGACUUGCCGAUCAGAAGGUCGGCAGCUUGAAUCCCUGCGAUGGGGUGAGCUCCUGUUGCUCAGUCCCUGCUCCUGCCAACCUAGCAGUUCAAAAGCACGUCAAAGUGCAAGUAGAUAAAUAGGUACUGGUCCGGCGGGAAGGUAAAUGGUGUUUCCGUGUGCUGCUCUGGUUCGCCAGAAGCGGCUUAGUCAUGCUGGCCACAUGACCAGGAAGCUGUACGCUGGCUCCCUCAGCCAAUAAAGCAAGAUGAGUGCCGCAACCCCAGAGUCGGUCAUGACUGAACCUAAUGGUCAGGGGUCCCUUUACCUUUACCCUUUAGCCUAAGGUCACAGGGCAGGUUACAAUCAUUUAAAAGAGAGAAAAAAACCAGUUAUAAAACAUGUAAUUAGAAAAAGAUCCCAAAAAGGGGUCUUGUGAAAAAUAGGAUGGGUCCUGAAAAUAUACAUUCAAUUAUCUGCCCUUCACCAGCUGGUCCCAUUUUAAUGUCCUGGAUCCAUGUGAAUUCUACACCAUAACUUCAUAUUUGAGGGUGGCUUAAUUUUUAAAUACAGUGGUACCUCGAAUUUCAUACGCUUCAGGUUACAUACGCUUCACGUUACAGACUCUGCUAACCCAGAAAUAGUACCUCGGGUUAAGAACUUUGCUUCAGGUUGAGAACAGAAAUUGUGCUCUGGAGGCGCAACGACAGUGGGAGGCCCCAUUCGCUAAAGUGGUGCUUCAGGUGAGGAACAGUUUCAGGUUAAGAAUGGACCUCCAGAACAAAUUAAGUUCUUAACCCGAGGUACCACUGUACUUCUUUUUGUCUGUCCCAGAUCUCCCAACAUUUAGCUUCAUCUCCCAACAUUUGGAUCACCCUCGUUCUAAAAGGAUGAGAAGAAGGGAGAAAAGUAUGUUAAGUUUAAAACAAUGCCAGAGUUUGAAAGAACAUUUCUGAUUUCUCCUGGGGGGCGAAGAGGUUGGUUUGGAUAAAGGUAGAAGGUUGUGCAAUGCAAACAACACCACAGAAUAGACUUACUGUUGCUGGGGAAUGGAGAGGAAGGUGGGAGGGUAUUGUGUUGUUUUAUUGUAGAUUGGUUGCUGUGUGCUGAGCACUGAUAUUUGGUUUCGGGGAGCUUGUCACACAGCAGUUGCCUUUGUCUGCUUUUUCCACACCAGAAUGUUACACGAACCAGUGUUGUUUGCUGCUUCCUAAUCUGGCUCAUGAGUGUCAUGCCCCAAUCACAGAUAACAAAUAAGCUUGUUACAUUAUAUGCAUUUAUGUCAGCAAGCAAAGUGCCAAGCUAAGAUAUAUUCAUGAAUUUCUUGUGCACAUUGUGCAUUCUUGUUCAGGCUCCUGGGUGGGAGGGAAGAAAGGAAGAGAAUGAUAAGCAAUUAAUGCCUCCUUUGAGAAUGUCCAGCCUGCUUCAUAAGCAGAGGCUUGUGAGGCUAGAAGGACCUCAAGGACAGGACGUACCCACUGCCUGGUGCUGUCUAGGUAGGUGGCUGGAGUGGCAAUUGAGGUCCUUCAGAAGAAGAAUCUAUUAACUGCUUGUAUGGCCCAGUGGGAGAAGGGGCUUCACUGCAGGUUUAUGAAAAAGUUAAGCACACAUAGUGGAAGAAGAGCUUUGUGGUGCUCCCAUUAGCCCCAGCAAGCACAGCCAAUGACCAGGGAUGAUGAGAAUCGUAGUCCACAGCGUCUGGACAGGACCCUACUGUGAGUCCAAGAGCAAUACAAGACCUGGAUUCUCUUACUUUUUUAAAAAGAGGAAAACCUGAAAAGAAGCUUCAGAAGCUGCAGUCAGGAGCAGAAAACUACCAGGAGGGCUGGCCGGUCCUAAAAUCCCCCCUUCUACUUAAUUCCUCCAAUCAUUUGGUUAUAUUCCCUAUUCUUUUUUCCUCAAGUGGUUGGCUAUCCACUUUCAUUGUCAAAUUGUCUCAGAGUUUAAGUGUUUGUGCUAAUUAUGUUGUGAGGUGGGGUAAAUUAACCCUCCCCAAUAAAAGCAUUUUCUCCACAAAACUUGGAUUGAUCACAAUCUCUUUGUUCCCGCAGCCCAUCCUGUAAAAAAUGUGUUGUUGUUGGCAAUGGAGGGGUGCUUCGAAACAAGAGUCUGGGGGAGACAAUUGAUUCUUAUGAUGUGGUAAUCAGGUAAAUGGAUUUUUUGCAUUAAUUAAUAAGUUUUAGUAAGUAUUUCUAUUGUUCAGUAUCAUUUUCCUUAUAUGAAUCUUUUGUUCUGCAAAAUAGUGGCUACCAUGACUUUUCCCUUUUGAAAGAAGUAGGAGGCCCAGGGUUCGCUCUGAUUGUUUAGAAAUACAAAAUCGCUUUGAGGUCCUCUCCCCUAGCAUGGAAGAUGAAGAGCAGACUCCAUUUGAGGAUCUCUCCCUCAUUACAGUCGAUCAGGUAUAUGAAGACGAGCAGCAAAGUCAGUCCUCAGGGAAUGUGCAGGCGACCUUGGAACGGACAGCUCAUGGAAGAACCCCGACCAAACCUAAGAGGAGACGUGUAGUGGUGAUAGGGGAUUCCCUACUGAGGGAACAGAAGCAGUGAUCUGUGGGCCUGACAAGAUGUCUUGGGAAGUGUGCUGUCUCCCCGGGGCUAAGAUCCAAGAUGUAACUGAACGACUGCAAGGAAUCUUAAAACCCACUGACAAAUACCCCUUCCUCUUGGUUCAUGUGGGAACCAAUGACACUGUAAGCAAUAGCCUCCAGAACAUCAAAAGAGAUUACGAGGCUCUGGGCAGGAAAUUGAAGCAAUUAAAUGCACAAAUUGUCAUCUCAUCUGUCCUCCCAGUUGAACGACGUGGCCCAGAGAGAGAGAAAAAAUAGUGGAAGUGAACAGCUGGCUUCGCAAAUGGUGUAAACAGGAACGGUUUGGAUUCUUAGAUCACGGACUGCAGUUUCUUGAAGAUGGACUUCUGGCAAGCGAUGGGCUGCACCUCACAAUGGUUGGGAGGAAUGUUUUUGCCAAAAAUCUCAGAAACCUCAUCAGGAGGGCUUUAAACUGACUAAUGUGGGGAGGGAGACAGUGCUCCUGAAGGUAGGAGUCUAUCAAUUGAUGAAGAUGAUCAUCCAAAUGUCAUAGACCAAAUGGAGCAAACAGCACACAGACCUAGUGGUGGGAGGAAAAAAUCCUUAAAUAAGAGACACGGGGAAUGAUUAAUGGACUUCAAUGUCUGUACACUAAUGCGCAAAGCAUGGGAAAUAAACAAGAUGAGCUUGAGCUCUUGGUACAGCAAACUAAAUAUGACAUAAUAGGCAUCACUGAAACCUGGUGGGAUAAGUCCCACGAUUGGAAUGUAAUAAUGGAGGGAUACAAUCUAUUUCAGAGAAACAGACCAGACAAGAAAGGAGGAGGAGUGGCGUUAUAUGUCAGGGAUGUGUAUACCUGUGAAGAGAUCCAAGAUUUAGAACCUCAAAGCCAAAGUGAGAGCAUUUGGGUCAAAAUUAAGGGAGAGAAGAAUAACAGUGACCUCAUUGUGGGAGUUUACUAUAGAUCCCCAAGCCAAAUGGAGGACAUAGAUGAUGCCUUCCUGGAACAGAUGACCAAGCAUGGAAAAGGAAGGGAGAUAGUAGUAAUGGGGGACUUCAAUUACCCGGAUAUUUGUUGGAUGUCAAACUCAGCCAAGAGCAUAAGGUCAAACAGAUUCCUCACUGGCCUUGCAGACAACUUCAUUGUCCAGAAAGUGGGAGAAGCAACAAGAGGAACAGCCAUUUUAGAUCUGGUCCUAACCAAUGUUGAUGACCUGGUUAGUGGGGUAGAAGUGGAAGGAUCAUUAGGCGCGAGUGAUCAUGCUCUUCUGAAGUUUACUAUACAGCGGAAAGGAGCAGCCAAGCAUACUAGGACUCAAUUUCUUGACUUUAAGAAAGCCGACUUCAUAAAACUUAGGGAAGUGCUGGGUGAGAUCCCAUGGACAGUAAUACUAAAAGGAAAGGGAGUUCAUGAUGGCUGGGAGUUUGUUAAGAGGAGAUACUAAAAGCACAACGUCAGGCAAUACCAAUGAGACAGAAACAUGGAAGGUGCCUAAAGAAGCCAGGGUGGCUAUCUAAAGAACUUUUAACUGAGUUAAGAUUAAAAAAGGAUGUGUACAAAAAAUGGAAAAAGGGGAAACCACCAGAGGAAUUCAAACAAAUAGCCAGCACGUGUAGACACAAAGUCAGAAAAGCUAAAGCACAGAAUGAACUCAGGCUUGCUAGAGAGGUUAAAAGCAACAAAAAAGGCUUUUAUGGCAAUGUUCAUAGCAAAAGGAAGAACAAAGAAACAGUGGGGUCACUCAGAGGAGAAGAUGGUAAAAUGCAAACAGGGGACACAGAAAGGGCUGAACUCCUCAAUGCCUUCUUUGCCUCAGUCUUCUCCGAUAAAGAAAACAAUGCCCGACCUGAAGAAUUUGGAGCAAAUGAUUCAGCAGAGGAAACACAGCCCAGAAUAACUAAGGAGAUAGUACAAGAAUACUUGGCUAGUUUAGAUGUAUUCAAGUCUCCAGGGCCAGAUGAACUGCAUCCAAGAGUAUUAAAAGAACUGGCAGAUGUGAUCUCAGAACCACUGGCAGUCAUCUUUGAGAAUUCCUGGAGAACAGUCCCGGCAGACUGGAGGAGGGCAAAUGUUGUCCCUAUUUUCAAAAAGGGGGAAAGAGAGGACCCAAAUAAUUACCGCCCAGUCAGUCUGACAUCAAUACCAGGGAAGAUUCUGGAGCAGAUCAUUAAGCAAACAAUCUGUGAGCACCUAGAAAGGAAUGCUGUGAUCACCAAUAGUCAGCAUGGAUUUCUGAAAAAUAAGUCAUGUCAGCCUAACCUGAUCUCGUUUUUGACAGAAUUACAAGCCUGGUAGAUGAAGGGAACGCAGUGGAUGUAGCCUACCUUGAUUUCAGCAAGGCAUUUGACAAGGUGCCCCAUGAUAUUCUUGUAAAGAAGCUGGUAAAAUGUGGUCUUGACUAUGCGACCACUCAGUGGAUUUGUAACUGGCUGACUGACCGAACCCAAAGGGUGCUCAUCAAUGGUUCCUCUUCAUCCUGGAGAAGAGUGACUAGUGGGGUGCCACAGGGUUCUGUCUUGGGCCCGGUCUUAUUCAACAUCUUUAUCAACGACUUGGAUGAUGGACUCAAGGGCAUCCUGAUCAAAUUUGCAGAUGACACCAAACUGGGAGGGGUGGCUAACACCCCAGAGGACAGGAUCACACUUCAAAACGACCUUGACAGAUUAGAGAACUGGGCCAAAACAAACAAGAUGAAUUUUAACAGGAAAAAUGUAAAGUAUUGCACUUGGGCAAAAAAAUGAGAGGCACAAAUACAAGAUGGGUGACACCUGGCUUGAGAGCAGUACAUGUGAAAAGGAUCUAGGAGUCUUGGUUGACCACAAACUUGACAUGAGCCAACAGUGUGACACGGCAGCUAAAAAAGCCAAUGCAAUUCUGGGCUGCAUCAAUAGGAGUAUAACAUCUAGAUCAAGGGAAGUAAUAGUGCCACUGUAUUCUGCUCUGGUCAGACCUCACCUGGAGUACUGUGUCCAGUUCUGGGCACCACAGUUCAAGAAGGACACUGACAAACUGGAACGUGUCCAGAGGAGGGCAACCAAAAUGGUCAAAGGCCUGGAAACGAUGCCUUAUGAGGAACGGCUAAGGGAGCUGGGCAUGUUUAGCCUGGAGAAGAGGAGGUUAAGGGGUGAUAUGAUAGCCAUGUUCAAAUAUAUAAAAGGAUGUCACAUAGAGGAGGGAGAAAGGUUGUUUUCUGCUGCUCCAGAGAAGCGGACAUGGAGCAAUGGAUCCAAACUACAAGAAAGAAGAUUCCACCUAAACAUUAGGAAGAACUUCCUGACAGUAAGAGCUGUUCGACAGUGGAAUUUGCUGCCAAGGAGUGUGGUGGAGUCUCCUUCUUUGGAGGUCUUUAAGCAGAGGCUUGACAACCAUAUGUCAGGAGUGCUCUGAUGGUGUUUCCUGCUUGGCAGGGGGUUGGACUCGAUGGACUUGUGGUCUCUUCCAACACUAUGAUUCUAUGAUUCUAUGAAUUAAAGGCCACUGUCAUCAGUCUUGGGUGCUAGUAUUUAAAAAAAAUAGCCAGCUUCUCUUUUGGUACAAAUCCUAUAAUUUUCAACAUUUUGGGUGGGGUGGGUGGGAGGCAAUAUUUGAAGUUAUACAUAUAGGAAGGACGCGGGUGGCGCUGUGGGUAAAACCUCAGUGCCUAGGACUUGCUGAUUGUAAGGUCGGCGGUUCGAAUCCCCGCGGCGGGGUGAGCUCCCGUCGUUUGGUCCCAGCUCCUGCCCACCUAGCAGUUCGAAAGCACCCCUAAGUGCAAUUGGAUAAAUAGGUACCGCUUUAUAGCGGGAAGGUAAACGGCAUUUCCGUGUGCUGCGCUGGUGCUAGCUCACCAGUGCAGCUUCGUCACGCUAGCCACGUGGCCUGGAAGUGUCUUCGGACGGCGCCGGCUCCCGGCCUCUUGAGUGAGAUGAGCACACAACCCUAGAGUCGGUCACGACUGGCCCGUACGGGCAGGGGUACCUUUACCUUUUUUUAUAUAGGAAGGAAGCAUAGGGACAAGAAUAGAAAUACAGUAUAUGAGAAGGUGUUGAAGGGUUAAUUAUUCCUUGACAGCUGGUUUCUCUGUUCCACCAGCAGCAGCCAGCCCGGGCUUUGUAAUCUCUCAGAACCCAGUGAGCUUCCUCAAUAACUUGCUUCUCAUUAAAGAGAAUGUACACUUUACUCUUGAACUGUUUGUUCAGCAAUAGAAAUGUUUGCUCAAGGCUGAUUUGCAUAUUGGCAAUGAAAAGUCUAGAGAGGCUAUGAGUGAUUUCACUAAACCGUCUCUUCUUUAUAGAUCUCUUCUUCUUUAACUUCCUUAUAUAGACAGGAGUAUUGUUACAUUGCCCAACGUUGCUCCUGUUAACACUGUGGCAGCCCCGACCCAAUUUUUUAAAAAAUGGUGUUGGGGGGGGUUAUAGUAAAAGAAGUGGCCUUAUUUUCAUCAGUGCUGGCCUAGAAAGAGAAGUGGAGGUUUCCACCCACCCUGCCCUCUUCCCUUCCUUUCCCUAGAAUGCCACUGUGCCAAGGUGUGCCCAGAAAUGUUCUCCAUAGGGACAGAAGAGGGAUGGGCAGCUGGAGGCCAAUGCUUUGUCUUCUGGUCUCCCUCUAAAAUUCUUUGGAAAGGGCCCUGCCUGAUAAGCUUGGGGGUAGCGGCCUCUGGUGAUUUGACUCUUGUUUUUCAUCCUAGUUUUGCCUGUUUUAGGUGUGUGGAUGUGUGAUCUGUUUUGUGUGGGGAUAGGCAUAUGUGUCUUAGCGGCAGGUAGCAUGGCAGAAGCCAGGCAUCUGUGUAGGCAUGAAGCUGUAUUGCAGAAAAAUGGGAUUUAUUUUUGUAGAACCAUUUUUUUCUUAUGUUCUUCAACAGAAUGAAUAAUGGACCUGUUGUAGGCUAUGAAGAAGACGUUGGAAGAAAGACAACAUUCCGGCUCUUUUAUCCAGAGUCUAGUUUUUCAGAUCCAAUUCACUAUGACCCUAACACAACUGCGGUUCUUGUUGUGUUCAAGACCCAUGACUUAAAAUGGCUUUGGGAUCUGCUAAGUGGCCAGCGUUUAAUAGUAAGCCAGUUUUAUUUUAUUUGUUAAUAUGUUGAAAAUGAUGUUGAUAAUGAAAUGUACAUGGCUUCUCAUCAGUAAAAUUCCCUUACAAAAUAAAAUAUAAAGCUCUCAUACAUUUUUUUUAAAAAAAUACAAAAUGCAUUAAUUAAAACAACAACAAAUUCAAAAUAUUAUAUAACUUUUGCUCACAGAGACCAAAUAAAACUAUAGCUCAGCUUAAAACUCCACUAAAAGAGCAGGAAUAUAAAGGUUUAUUUAAGACCUACUAUAAACAAUAAAGGGCUAGGCUUUGUUUUACAACACAUGUUUCAAAGGCCUGGGUGAUUUAAAAAUGUCUUCACCUAGCACUGAAAAGACCACAACAAACAUAAGAACAGCCUGUUGGAUCAAGCCAAUGUACCAUCUAGUCCCAUAUGUUUGUAGGAAACCAGCAAGCAGGACUCAAGCACAAGAGUGCUCUCUCUUCCCCUUCCCAACGGCAUAAUGCUGGAACAAAACCUUCAUCUAUACGCCUUCAAUCUGUGCCCAUUGUCUAGAACGGCACCAUGCUAUAGGAGUCUGCCUCUCGUCUUUGAGUUUGGCAGAGUUAAGGUGUUCUUGUUCUGUCCUUGUCCAAUUGUUUCCAUUCUCAGAAAAUACUUGCAUUCCUUGUAUAUUUGUUCCUCACCCACAUGCUCACUUAAAAAUGGCAGUGAUCAAAAUCCUCAUCUGUAAUCAGUGGCGUAGCGUGGGGGGUGCAGGGGGGGCCGGGUGCAACAUCUGGGGGGGCGCGCUCGCACUCGCAGCUCUCUGCCCCUACCUCGCUCACUCACUCUCUCUCACUGCAGUGCUGGCUGUGCAAAUCCGAUCCAAGCCGCUGGGGAGCCGCCCACUGUGGAGGGGGUGGGUGCCAGGCGUGCGGUGCGGAGAGAGAGCGAGGGACUAUCUGGGGGAGGGACAGUGCAGCGGCCGCCCAGCGCAGCGCUGAGCGCGGGAGAGAACCACACCAGACCAGCCCAGGCAGCAGCAAGAAGAAGCUGGCAGCGGCGGCAGGUUAGGGGUUAGGGGGCGCAAAUUACUUGCCUUGCCCCGGGUUAGGGGGCACAAAUUACUUGCCUUGCCCCGGGUGCUGACAACCCACGCUACGCCGCUGUCUGUAAUCAAAACAUGAGGCCUGACUGUGUGUCAAAAUGUAGCGCUUCUUUGAAAAUGGAAACCCCUUUUCCCAACCCCUCCAGUCUCUGGGCAAAGGGACAUUACCAGAAACCGUAGAUCUGACUAAUAAAUAGAAUCUACUCUGCAUCAAAGUCAGCAGGCAGAUGAAGCUACAGGUAUUAGCUUUUCAUCAAGCUGCUAAUCAGUAUAUUCACUGAAGCUCUGAUCAGUUCAUUCCUCGAAGUGGAAAAAAUAAACGAAUUGUGUUGCAUUUUUUCUUAGGAUCUGAAAGGUUGUUGUAAUCGCUUAUAUAUAGUUUAGCCAGAUAUAUAGCUUUUAAGAAGGUGCAAAAAAUAUGUGAAUUAUGUUGUAAUAGGAAAGGAAAGGCUGUCUUUCAGUGACUCCUCUUGACCUUGACACCAUCUAUUCUGAAAAGCUCUGCGGUUCUCCCACAAAUUCCCAGCACAAUGUUUUAAAUUUCUUGCCAGUUCUGUUAUACAGUUUUCUUGUUAUCUAGCCAUGAAAAAGAAUUAUCAUCUUAUUGUUUUCACAUUUAGGAAAUUCGUUAUUCAGUCAUUUCCUUUUUCCAUAAAUGUUGCCCCAUGACACAUUAAUUAUCAGAAUGCAUUCAGGAACUCAAGGUGACUGAGUAUUUACAACUGGGGCGGCUUCUUUCAGGGUGAGGCAGUGUGUGGUUUCUUUCCCUUACCUCUCCCCUCUCAGUGAUGUGUGACCUCGUCGAGAUAAUUUCCCUUCCAGUAAUGUGACUUGCCAAGAUGUAACAGAGGUACAGUUUAAAAAUGCUAAAUGCAAGCUCUUUGUUCCACAGAGAACAAAUGCCUUCUGGAAAAAACCAGCAACACAAAUGAUAUAUAAAUCCCACCAGAUCAGAAUCCUUGAUCCCGCCAUUACCAGGAAAACAGCCUAUGAACUGCUCCACUUGCCUACAAGGUUCUCCAGACACGUGGUAAGUAUUAUUUCACACGGCUCAUUUCAGGAGAACUAUUACUGUCCCUGCCAUUCUACAUGAGUUGGAGGCUGUAUAAACCCUAAGUCACAUGGUGAGCCUGUACAAAUAGAAGUCAGCAUGUUUGUUUUCCUUCCUUCUGUGCUGUAUUUCAAGAUUUUUUAGAAUGACUGAUUAGGGCUAAUAUCAAACCAGAUGAUGAUGAUGCACAAGCACCUUGAAAUAUCAUUUGGCUUUGGAGUUUCCUGUGACGAACUCUGUAACACAGCCAAUGCCACAGGAAGCCUGUGCUAUAGAAAGAAGACACAUAAACCCACAAUAGGGUAAUACCUUAAUUAGGAUCAAUUCAGAUGUCAUAAAGUAGUGAGCAAGCAUCUGAGUUCUCCAGGACUCCUCCUUUAUACUAGAUGGCCAAGCAGACCCUUUUGUUCUUUUGUUUAAUAUCCAGCCGGAAGGUGAUUUCUGGGGAACCUAAAAGCUUGCUUGCUGUUUUGUGAAAUUCGAGAGGUUCCUAAUAUUAGAUGCUCCUAAUAAUUGUAUAAUCCUGGGCUGGAUCUAGACAUAUCAAAGCAGUGUUUCAGUUAAAUGUGUUGCAAACUUUGUAUGAGAAAUCAGGUUAGCAAACACAGAACUCCACAGCGCCAUCUGAUGUUUUUUCUUUGCCAGUGUAGCUGAGUCCCUGGUUUGCAAAGUAUAGGCUGCAAAGUAUUUUGAGUCUGGCUUUUAGUUCUCUGAAGUUUUUAAUUUAGGCAAAACAUUUCUUUCUCCUUAAUAAGUAACCAAACACCAGGGCUGUUUUUUAGCCAGAACUCGCCAGACCAGAACUCAGUUCUGGCACCUCUCAGAUGGACACCAUAGCCAUUAAAAAGUUGGUGUUCAUGGUGAGUUCUGGCACCUCUUUUUCUAGAAAAAUAGCACUGCCAAACACUAAUACAUUGUGUUCGUGUGAUGAGUGUGUUUGUAGAUAAAAUGCUUUUGGUUUUAUGCAGCUUGUAUUUUUGUGCUUUGUUUUGCUUUUUUAGAAGCCCAAGCAUCCCACCACGGGGUUAAUUGCCAUUGCUUUUGCAUUUCAUAUAUGCAGUGAAGUUCACCUGGCAGGCUUCAGGUACAACUUUGAGGACCGAAACAGUUCUUUGCACUACUAUGGUCAUGACACCAUGUCUCUGAUGAUCCAGGUAAGGUACUACUUCCUUCUUAGCAUGCAUAUUUUGUUUAUUCCAUUUUAUUUUAAUUUUGACUGGAUUCUAUCAAAUAGUGGGUUGGUGCUAGCAGAAAGAGAGGGUGCCUGAUUUUCACAGGACGCCUUCCAUUUACUUUUUUUUUAAUGAUAUUUAUUGGAAUUUCAGAAAAAAGAAUUACACAAAAACAAGAAGUAAAAAUACAAGAAAAAUACAAAAUACAGAAUAAAAGAAUAAAAGACACUUAAAAAGAACAAAAAAGAAAAAUAGAUCAAUCUUUCCAUAGCUUACAUUCAUAUCCUUGUUUCCCUGACCUCCUCAUACCUCCCUUUUUUGUAUUCCAGUUCAAUUAGUUAAGUCAGCAAUUUCUUUCCCUCUUUGUUUUCUCAUAAUCCUUUAACUUAAUAUACUAUAACUUUAAAUUUUCAUCUGUUAUCAAUCCUUUUUUACAUACACCUUUAUGGCAUUACUGCUUAAACCACCUAGCUUCAUUCCAACAUCAUUCUAACAUUCAUUAAUUUUGCAAUAUGGAACGCCUUCCAUUUCCUUCAGUCCUCUGUACAUAUUGUUUCAACACCCCAACCCAGUUGUAGGAUGUUUGGGUUUCAAGGGGCUGCAAUGGAUUGCUCCAUCUUGUGUGAGUGGAAAUGCUUUCCACUAGCGUAAAGCCACCAUUGGCUUUAACCCUGUAUUUCUAAUCCAUGUUUGGGCUCAGUUGGUGCAUAAUGCAAAGUGAAACAUGGCUUAGCAUGGAUCUGUGGCUUCCUGGAGAGGAGAUUGGGAUCCCUUUGCUCCUGCUCUAGUCCUGCUGCUGCGGACUAAGCCAAGGUUUGGCUUAGCAUGUCGUCCAAGCCUAGGCUCAUACCUUGUCCUGCUUACAGACAAACCACCAGCUGUAUGCUUUUCUGGCAGGGACCCUCAUUUGAAAAGGCUGUCAACUAACCUAAGGGAACUGGAUGGUGGUCUGUAGCACUUUACCUGAGAAAGCUUUCUCUGUUAAAUUUGCAAUUUAAUAAAGGGGCUUUCUUAAAUUGUCACUUAGGGACAAUCUUCCACCAUUUUUGCUGACCCCCUUGCAAGCAUAACAAGCCCCAGCCUUCCUCCCAGAGGUGGGCAUGAAAGGGAGGUAAGGAGCUUACUUGGCUGAGCAGUUGUUCAGGUUUCCCAUUUCCUUGCUCAGAAGCACCUGAAGCACAUUAGCUGUGCAGUGGCAAGACUAGCAAGCAAGUUCAGGGAAGUGGCACCAUCAUUUUUGACUUGGCUACCGAGUCCAGUUAAAAAUCAAGGACCCUUGGUUAGAAUCCCAUUUAUUUCAGUGAGAUUUAGGGUGCAUAAUGUUCCCCUGAUAGGGCCCCGGGAUUAAGAUACAGAUACCCCCUUUUCACUUUUUUAAAAAGAUUACAAAAUUCUGUGUUAUUUUUGUUUUGCACAGAAUGAAUACCAUGAUAUUUCUGCUGAACAAAGGUUUCUGAAGGAACUUGUGGACCGCAGCAUUGUGGUCAAUCUCACAGAAAAAUAA
Molecule: messenger RNA, 58086 nt
Organism: Podarcis lilfordi (Lilford's wall lizard)
Lineage: Eukaryota; Metazoa; Chordata; Lepidosauria; Squamata; Lacertidae
Source: the annotation of a GenBank genome assembly